Messenger RNA from Podarcis lilfordi (Lilford's wall lizard), 51150 nucleotides. The record is from the annotation of a GenBank genome assembly. Lineage: Eukaryota; Metazoa; Chordata; Lepidosauria; Squamata; Lacertidae.
GAUAGAUAUGCUGAAAAGCUCUCGGUCAACAAUGCAGAUUGUGACACAUUUCAUGCAAGAUGCUGUAAUCCCAUACAUCUUGUCAUGCUACCCUGAAGGAAAGGUAUGGUUUUAGUUCAGAAACUGAAAUUUUAGUAAGCAGGUGUAUUAGAAAUAAUUUAUACACCAUACAUCUAAAUGGGCUGUGAGAUUAAACUUUGAAGUCAACAUACUAUUUAUCACAUAUGGUUAACAGGGCCUCUUCUGAGUAUUCACAUUUUAUAUAUAACAUUAACAACAAUUUAAGAUGGUGUUCACAUGUAGUGUGUGCUUAUAAAAGCAAGUGAGAGGAAUGCUUAAUAACUAAGCUUGUUCUCAGUGUUUGGUAAAAAUAACUAACUGAGGUUUUUUUAACCUAAACUUGAUGGUGAUUUACACAUGCAUGUUCAUUACUUAGUGAUUUUCAUUGGUGAAGGAGCCAUGAGAUCAAAUAUCAGAAGUUAAGCUGAGAGAUACUAAGUUACUUAAGGUCAUCACCAAUGGUGGACUUGAAUUGACUGUUUCUACAACCUACUAACCUUUUUAAUGCUCUGUCUCAUGGAUCUUACCAAAUUUAUCAUUGUUCUUAACUGCUGAAAAUGCUAAAGAAUUACUUGGGAUUAAUUAUAAUGGGUCUGUGCUCAGUUGUGUGGUGCUUAUUCAUACAAGUAACCUUAACUGCUUGAAAAAGCAUCUGCUUUACUAUCAGUUUUAAUAAUUUCUGAGGGCAUAGAUCUGCAGGGAAAGGUGAGUUCUAGUCAGAGUUCAUUUAAAAGAAGCAAACAUAUGGGACCAAGAGACCUCUCAUGAAAGUCAGCUUUACAUAAGCUUAUCCAAAAAUUACCUGUGAAAGCACAACUCUUACCUGCACUGCUGUGCAGCAUAAAACAAUCAUUAACCAAUGAGCAACCAGGGGAACAACUGAUCUGAUCUUGGUGCUACUCAGUCCAAAUAAUCCUAUAGAAUAAUAUUUGAUCUUUAACCUCUUCUGUAAUUUGGGCUAUGCAAGAAUGAUGGAAAAUUAUUACUUUCAACACUUACAAAGUAUUCAUAAAGCAGUUACACAUAAAAAAUAGGUCAAUAGAUUACUGAACUCUACAAUAUACAAGAGUUUAUAGAUCUGUUUAUAUUUUGUUCAGCUCCUAAAUGGCUGUUACAUAGAGUGAAUAUUUGCUGCACUAGGGUGUAGUGAUUGAUUUUCAAAAUACAAAUAUGUCACAAAGAAAUGUUGACCCAUAGACUUCAGUCAUAUAAAUAGAUAACUAUGAGGUCAAAUUCUGAUCCAAAGCAGCCUCUAGCUGCCUAUGGCCAACUGCUGCUGCUGCUUCAGAAGAAUGACAAUUUUAUAAUGUCUGAAAAAAGACUGUGUAGAAAUACACGAAGUCUAUAUUGACCAACUUGGAGAGUGCAUGAAUGAAUUAAAACCUACAGAAUUGUAGAGUUGGAAGGGACCCAGAGGGUUAUCUAUUCCAUGUUGUAGAUCAGUUUCUUUUUCAAACUUAGUAUCUCUUUUUAAAAUAGCCAGCUUUACAAUUGCAUGUCUUUACUCAGAAAUAAGUGUCUGUUCAGCGCAGUCCAAAAUGUGUGUAGUUCUGUAGCCUAGGUCUAUUCUAGAAUAAGUAGAAACAAUACAGUGGUGCCCCGCAAGACGAAUGCCUCGCAAGACGGAAAAACCGCUAGACGAAAGGGUUUUCUGUUUUGAAGUUGCUUCGCAGGACGAAUUCCCCUAUGGGCUUGCUUCGCAAGACGAAAAUACCUUGCGAGUCUUGAGAUUUUUUUCUCGCUCCCCCCCCUUUAUCUAAUCUGCUAAGCCUUUAAUAGCCUUUAAUAGCCUUUUAGCCUUUAAUAGCCGCUAAACCGCUAAUAGCGCUAAUAGCGCUAAUCCGUCAAUGGGCUUGCUUCGCAAGACGAAAAAACCGCUAGACGAAGACUCUCACGGAACGGAUUAAUUUCGUCUUGCGAGGCACCACUGUAUUUGUAAAAUAGUCCACACAUAAUUUAGAUCUGCUGCAUAUUUUUUUGCCUCUAAGAAGCACUUCUUGAGACAAUUGUUUCAUUUUUCAACUAAAAAGUCAUUGUGGACUGAUCCUAUUCAAUAUCGCUUUGAAAACACAUGUAAGCAGUCCUGGCAAUGGGGGUGUAUCCACUACUGCCCAAUGACACAGAUGGGUGUAUACCAAGAUCACAAUCACCACUUCUUCCUCCAUUCACUAAGGGAAUGUGCAAGGAGGAAAAGGUGUGGAUAACCUACUUACUUACUUACUUAUUUGUUAAAUCCGUUAGUUGCUUUAUCUUGCCCAAGGCGACCUAAUGGGACUUACAAACAAAAACAAAGUCCCACAUAAAUAAGGCCAAGGGAAAAAACAAUAUGUACGUUGAAAACAUGUCACCACAACCACCCAUAACCUUACCAGGGGGAAGUUUUUCAAAUGUGUAUCAAAUAACCACACCCAUCCUUGUGGUCAGCAGGAUCUAGAAUCAAUGCAGCAUGUGAGGACAAACAUGAACAAUUACGGGUUGAGAGAAACUAUAUUUUUGUGCUGCAAGUGGAUUAGCGUGCUAGCAGCCUUAGAAUUUGUCCUCAGAAUGCUAGGUUUGUGUGAAUGAUUUCAAAAGAGAAAUCAAGUGGCUGAAUAAUGUAAGCAAUAAAUGCCAAUUUUCUUUCUACUUCAAGCUUACUCUGCCUAAAUCUCAAUCCUUGGCAUUAGUGUGAUAAUACUAAGCAUUCAUUUGCUGGCACAGCAAAUCUGAAGAUUUGGAUUGCUAGUGAUUCUAACACACAGUGUCAGAGCUAGGAUUACAGAGGUUCCAGAAAAAGAUCAGUCUCCAUGUGAAUUAAUUUAUGAAAGCUAAGAGGUCCUUUAUACUGUCUUGAUUAGGGUUGCUAGGGUAAGAUUUUUGAGAGAGUCCUAUACUUUUGAUGAUGAAGCCCUUCACUUAAAAACGAUCUUUCUUUCUCUUGAUCUUUAGGGGAGAGUGCCUGCACUUAUGUGGCGAAAACGGUAGAGCCCACAAACCAAAAGGAGGUAUCUGCAGGCUGAGUGUAAUACUGAGUUCUUAAGUACAAAACUUCUUUAUAAAACCCUUGCUCACCCCCACCCCUCAAUAGCCCCAUGAAACUGAGCACGUUCUCAGUGGGUAUGGAAUACUGAUGGGGGAGCACCUGGAAAACCAGACGGUGGGGGAAAUGGAAUGGAGUGGUUGGAGGAGACACACUGCUUUCUGCUGCAAAUCAGGUUACCUGUUUUAAAAUGCUCCGGGGCUGGCCAGAAAAGUCAGUAGAGAUACAUAGGAUUUCAAUUUAGUUGGGAUUGGGCACCAGCAUGUCUAUCCAACCUUGCCUCCCUCCGAAAAAACCUACCCCAAAGUAUCUUGAACUUAGUUCUUAAUUAGUGUGAAAACACACACACACACACACACACACACAGAGAGAGAGAGAGAGAGAGAGAGAGAGAGAGACACAGAGACAGAGAGAGAGAGAGAGAGAGGGAUUCCAAAGCAAAUGCAGCUCCUUGUGCAUAUUGCAGGUUGGAAGAGGCUGGAAGAGGUUCACACAGCCCUGCAGGGUAGUUCAUACUGAAUACUGGCACAGUCAGGCUGCAAUGUUACUCAUUGAUUUUAUCUUCAAAGUGCAAGUUGGGCUGAGGGCAAUAUAAAACUGCAGUGUAGUUUGUUGCUGGGCCUCAUUCCUGAGAGUAGUUUACAGUGUCCCUGGCACUGCAGUCCACUGUUAAUGUUGCAGACUACAGUAGUUUUGAAGUGGGUUUGGAUUCCCACACAAAAACCCUCCAUGCUUGAGUUGCAGUCAAGGUCAGACUUUCUCCCAGGCCAAGUCAAGCACUGAAUUGCAUUUAAAACCCUCAUGCUCCAUUGAUUUUGGUGCAGAAUGGUUUCCCUUUUAAAUGUUCAAAAACAGUUUCUGCACAUGGUGAAAAGCCCAGGCCAGAUCAGUUACCCAGUCUUAGAUACGGCUUCUAUUUUUCAAGCCCUUCAGCUGCAGGUAACAAACUCCAGGGAUAUCGUGCAACAUUUUGUUGCAAGGCCUUGUAGAAACUUAACAGUGACUCUUGUGUGUCACUCCUUGUGUGUCCAAAACUACACUAGCCAUGCACAAGAACCCUAAGUGUGAAUAAUUGUUAAGGGUAAAAUUCCUUAAAGUGGCGAAAUCCCCUCCCCUCAAAACAGCCUUCCAAGCCCUGAGCUUGCCAACUGUUGGAGGGAAAUUGGAAAAGUUGGGAUGGGAACUAUUAUGGACUCUUUCAAAUGAGGACAUGGUUGGCCAGAAUCCAAAACAGGAGCACACUGGGUUCAACAUGUGGAAAUAGAUGUAUGGCAGAGUGUUUUUCCAUUUAUCUAGAAGAGGUACUUGCAGCUUUUAAGGCACAGAGCUGCAGUUGGCAAUUUUGGAGUUAUGUAUGUAGGACUCAUAAAUAAUCUCUCACACCCUUAUACUAUGGAAGCUUUCAGUUAACAUUUAGGUCUGCCUCUCCUUGUAAGUUCUCCAAGGCAUUAAGCAUACUAUCCAUGUUUUUCUUAAAAAUGUUUUUGUUAGUUUUUCAUAAGAAACAUGAGAAUACAGGCCCCCUCAGUAAACAGUUUCCCCUACCUACCCAUGUUUCACAGAGUUUUAUGGGAAAACAUUAUUCCAAAGUUUCAAAUGUGAGUCUGGUGGAUGCCACUGUACUUUAUGUUCCAUCAGGUAUGUGCUGAAAGGGUCGUUUUAUCCAAGCUGAAAUCAACCUCAGUACAGCAACACUUCUAUGUGGCUGUGAUUAAUUUGAACAUAGAGAAUUUAUGGGGCGCUCUUAUGUCUCAUAGGACAAGGAGGAAUUAAUAAGAGCCUAGAGUCCUUGCUUAACAGCCAUCAUCCACACCUCAUAUUUUGAGGAGUUUAAUAGUUUGCAAAAUGUGGUUUCUUUUCUACCCUGCUUAAUUGUACAGUGGUACCUCUGGUUGUUUUUGUCCAUGGAGUUUUCUUGGUGGGGAUACUGGAGUGGCUUGCCUGUUCCUACUCCAGGUGGAUCACGUUUAGUCAAAACUCUCCACUUUGACCUGUCCGUCUUUGGUGGCCCUGCACAGCAUAGCUCAUAGCUUCUCUGAGUUAUUCAAGCCCCUUCGCCAUGACAAGGCAGUACUUUGACCACCUCCUGAGAAGAGAAGACUCCCUGGAAAAGACCUUGAUGUUGGGAAAGAUUGAGGGCAUAAGGAGAAGGGGACGACAGAGGACGAGAUGGUUGGACAGUGUUCUCGAAGCUACCAACAUGAGUUAACCAAACUGCGGGAGGCAGUGGAAGACAGGAGUGCCUGGCGUGCUCUGGUCCAUGGGGUCCCAAAGAGUUGGAAACGACUAAAUGCCUAAACAACAACACCGCUGGUUACAAACUUAAUUUAUUCCAGAGGUCCAUUCUUAACCUGAAACCAUUCUUAACCUGACGUACCACUUUAGCUAUUGGGGCCUCCAACUGCCACUGCGCCGCCACCGUGUGAUUUCUGUUCUCAUCCUGAGGUAAAGUUCUUAACCCGAGAUACUACCGGGUUAGCGGAGUCUGUAACCCAAGGUGUUUGUAACCCGAGGUACCACUGUACAGUCAAUGGCUCCCUGCUGCCCUUCUCCCCACCUUGGAGAACUCGUGUAUUUAAUUGCAUGCUAUCACUAUUUCUGUUUAACAAAAUGUUUUGCUUGUUGAAUUCUUGUCCAUAAGGGGGGAAAAACCCAUUGGAAAGAAAGUUCUCCUUAGGAGUUUUUUAAAAAUUAAACAUGGUAGAUGAUAAGGAAGUUCCAGUCGUCCUCUCAAACAGCUUUCCAAAUUACUUUCCAGCUUAAAACGUUGACCCUAAAAAUAUUAACUAGAAAUUUCAAUGGGGGCAUCAAAAUAAGUACAUUUAGAAUUAUAGCAGUGCUAAUAGGGAAGGGCAGUGCAUGGGAAUUCUAGCAAAAACAACUUCCACCGGUUCAGCUUUGAAGGGAGUUUGGAAGUAGACAAAGGAUACUUUUAAUACCUUGCUGAAAUGCUUUGUCCAAUACGUAUUUGGGCAUGGCCUGUUUUGUCAUGUGCAAGUUCUAUAAAUGCAUGCUAAGACUGUAGUCCGCUUGCCCUUGGUUUCUAACAGGUGUGGUGGAGAGACCAAGAUACAAGCAGCAUGUAGUAUCAAUAAUAAAUGCUUAAAUAAACAUUAUUUCUGCACACUGUAGCACAUUAUAGCUGGAAUGCAACAUGGACAAAAAUUAAAUUGCUGAAUGGUUUCAGGCGGACAGCAAUAAAGUGGACAAACUGCAGGAAAAGCACACCUAGGAAAAAGCCUGUUGUAGGCAAGAGAAAGGACUCGUGUUAUAUGUAAGUUUGCAGGGAAGCAAUACAUUUGUAUUCUGUUGACAAAAGAUGUACCUUGACCGCUAAUGGAAAUUAACCAUUUUUCAUAUGCUAAACAGGCUGAGAAACUGCAACCUGGUUAAGAUCACUUAGUUAAUAAGGGUUAUAACCAAGGAUUCAGAAGCUCACUCUUACCCACUACUACUCUAUGUUAGUGUUGGCAAACCAACAGUGUUCCUCUGACAUGUUCCAUUUUCUCUUUGUAGGAGUGGAAAUGUAUAGGACAGAUGAAAGAACAGGCUGUUUGGUCCUUCAGCAGACAGGUAUUUGUUCAAAUAUUUCAGAAAGCUGCUUACAUUUGCGUGUUUGUGUGACAAUAUAUAAAAUCUACUGCAAAGACAGAGCUGUGUGGUUGUUUGGUUAAUAUAUAAUGGGUUAAGAAUUUUUUGAUUUUGAUUGAAUAGUUCUUUUUGAAGGCACGGGACAUAUUGCACCGAUCCUGGCUGGACUGCACUGGCUGCCAAUUAGUUUCUGGGCCCAAUUCAAAGUCAUGGUUUUGACCUAUAAAGCCUCAAACGGCUCAGGACCGCAAUACUUCAAGAACCUCCUCACUCCACAAAAAUCAAUCCAGACGCUGUGAUAAUCAUGUGAGGUCCUUCUUUGUGUGCCUCCUCCACGAGAGGUCUGGAGGGUGGAAAACAAGAGCAGACCUUUUCUGUGGUGGCUCCCCAUUUGUGGACUGCUCCCCCCCAGGGAGUCUUGCCUGGCUCCUUCAUUACAUACUUUAGGCACCAGGUGAAAAUGUUCCUCUUCAACCCGGCGGUGUGGUGGUUAUUGCUUUUGUUUGAUUGCGUAUUUUGUGUCCUCAUGUUGUAUUUUUAUGUUUUGAACCACCCUGUGAUCUUCAGAUGAAGGGCAGUAUACAAAUUAAAUAAUGAGGAUUAUUAGAUUUCUAAAUAAAUAAACAGAAACAGAACCAAUCAAUAAGAUAGAAAACAGGCAAACUAGUGAAGGUAAGAACACAUUUGCAACGGCAAUCUGCAGGCUUGAUCCCUGCUGCAGUGAUUACAAGAAAAGUUAUAACUCAGCAAGUGUGUUUGAGCUUUGUAUGGCAUUUAAGGGUGAGUCAAAUCCCACUGGGAACUUGGUCACCUGCACGCUCCAAGUUCAGUGGGGAAUGCUUUUUAGUUUAGGAAUACAGCCUAGAUUUCCCAGGAUGUUUUUCUGUGGCUGAAAGAGAGCCUAGCCAGUGGUUCAGAUGAGGAAAGGGUGGGCAGUUGCCUUGCAUUCUAAUACUUUCAUCAGUUUGCACUCGCCCACUCUGAAAUACUUUUAAUUCUAGGGUUGGUGUCAUUGGAUGUUAAUAUUUCCUCUUUUCACUGGCCUUUUACCUAUGUGAUAAGUAGGUGGCUCCCUUUGCUGGGGGACUUUAGAACAGGACGGGAUCAAAAUCCAGAUAGGUAAGUGAUGCAAUGCACUUGCAUCCUGUAGGAAAAAAAAGAGAGAAAAGGGAACCAAAAAAAGUGUCAGUUUUGGGAGCAGGGUGAAUUACCAGAUCAGGGGAAAAGCACGUGAUUUCUCUUACAUUUGCCGUGUGUGUGUGUGUGUGUGUGUUUAAAAUAAAAAAGGCCCCGAGGAUGCACUGUGCAAAUGCAGCAUCUGGGGCGGUGCAAAUGCACCUAUGCCCACAGCUGCUGUUGCCAGGAGACUAGUAGAGUAGCAAGCUUGGAGCGGGAGGAGGCGAGGCAAAGGGAGUGGGCUGCCGAGGCUGGAGCAAGAGCAGCAGCAGCAGCAGCAGCAGCGGGGAGCUCUGGGUAGGGAGUGUUCUGUUUGCUGCUGCAACGCUAAGCUCUGCUGCUGCUGCUGUUGCUUUAGGAGCGAGAGGAAGCAGCUCCGCGGAGGGAAGGAGGAGAGCCGACUGCAGCCAUGCUGAAUCACAGGCGCUGACUGAUUCGGCCGGCUCGCUGCGCCCCGAUCAAGGAGGACAACGGUGGGAGACGCGGCGGCGGCGUUGCCCGAGGCCAGGAGACGAGGGUGCAUGCAGAGUUCAAGCUCCACUCCGGCUGCGCACAAUGGACGACGAGAGGUUUGUGCGGGUCGGAGGGGAGGGAAUUAAGUGUGUGUCUGUCCGCGACUGGAAGAGUGCAGGCGCCUUUGUGUUUGCGUAGGCAAGGGGUGGCAGGUUAUGCAGAGCUUUCCGGUGGGCCGAUCGAUCCCCAUGGGAGGACAGCCCUGCCGGAUCCAUUUAGCAUCACUCCCAAAGUUAGCUGCUGCAAUAACCUUCCGCGUGGCGCGGUUCAUUUGCGUGCGUUUGUUUGUCGUGGCCCAAAAGAUCGCCAGUCCUGCUCGCUGGCAGGCUGUCUUGUUAUUUGUAUUUUGGAGAUGUGUGAUGUUUGCACAGUGCGAGCUCUCUCCCUCCCCUCCCCACCUCGGACUCAUUCAUCGCCGAAUCCUUCAUCACUUUUCCAGAUUCUCUCUCCCUUUCCUACUUCCUGCCUCCGAUGGCCCUGGUUUGAAAUUCUCUCUCUCUUCCUCCCUCCGUCCCUGCCUCCCUCCUUCCGCUUCUUUUCGGCGUGUUUUUCAGACUUGAAAAUCGCUUUGCAAGCGGCUGACCUGGGGCGCCCUGUGGUUGUGCAGUUUUAAGAGUCUUUGCUACUUGAAGGAGGCAGUCGUCGUUUUGAGAGCAACCAUUCCUCCUCGAUCGGGCCAGGCUUUUAACUUAAUUGUUUUGAGUUUAAUAACCACAUAAAAAAGGUGGCAAUCCUCACAGAAAUACAUAUCUGCUUGGUAGAACUAUAUAUCUGCUUCGUUUGCACAAUAGAAUACAACUAUGUGAUUAAGUGAGAAGUCUGACUUGUGAACAGCAGGCAGUAGCCCGGCCACACGUUAAGAAUGCAGGAGCAGUGAUUAAAUUCAGGUCUGCUGGCUCCAGCUUGAACUCCGCUUUCCCUUUUAAUUUAUCCCCCCCCCCCCCUUUUCAGCUGUUCUGGAAUUCACUUUCUAAUCCGCAAAUACAUGCCUGCUUCAUUCCUUGGCACAGCAAUUACAUAGGUGAAAGGCUAACUUGUUUGGAUUUAAUAAAACUAAAAAAAAAAAAGUACAGGAAGUGUGUUUGUGGGAGCCCAAACAGUUGCUAUGGAAACAUUAGAAUUUUUAGUAAAGUAACACAGGGUUGAUUCACACAAUCUGGUCUCCUGUUGCGGCAUGUUAGUAACUAUUGCUUGCUGCAGGUUUUUUUUUGGUCACAGUUGCUGAUUUGACUUAUUUUGGGGUAUGAGGUUGGGGGGGGGGUUUGGCAUGUGCAGACAGAUAAUGGCUUUGUGUGAUCCACCUGUGGCUCCCUGAUAUGCAGGACGUCAUGUGAUCGGACCAUCACUGUGGUUGAUCAACACAGUGAUUGAUCUUGUGAUGUGAUUCUGGUCACAUGAUAGACUUCCUCUCCAUAAAGAAAUGUAAGUUACAGUUAAUUAUAUAAGGAAAGACAUGAAAAGUGAGCCAGCGUUUACAGUUUGGUAGUAACUGCCAAAACGAUACUGAGCACGCUUUCCUCGCUUUUGGUUGCUUAUUUCAGAUCUUUUAAAUCUUAACCAGUCUGGCAGUAUUUUAGACACUUAAACCAACAUGAGUGUAGAACAUUUACAGAUCCAUUGUGGAGAUAAUGCCUAUGUCUCCUUCUAAAGCAGAGACAAAACCAGUACCACCAGUGACCUGUAACAUAGCACACGAAAAGGCAAACAGUAAUAGGUACAGUACACAUAAUAGAAGGGCCUUGUCUUGUAUUGUUCAUUGACAAUAUCCGUGAUGCUUAACUAAGAUUAUAAAACAUAAUACUUGGAACACGGUGAGAGGGUGUAGCAGUGUUUUCCACUUUACAAAAUAGAAAUGUGUUUUUCCUGCAUUGUAACGGGAUUUGAACUGCGUGAAACAAUUAUGGAAAGAAUACUUAGUUUUGCUUUCUUGGAAAAACAGGAUGUGCAGAGCACUUCCUCUGCACAUUGUGAACUGGAUGCCUUCAGAAAAGGGGAAAAAGUUGAGGCUCUGCUGCAUAUGGAAGCAGUAGAAACAUGAGAUGCAGUUUCUUCCCAUAGUAUAGUAUGAUUUAACUUGUUGCUGCUAUCGGUUUGUGAUGGAAUGCUGCUUCAGAUACUUCUUUCUAAAGGUUGAGAUCCAAUGCCUCAUUGAAAUCAGUGGAACAUCCCACUUUCAUAUGCCCAGAGCUGUGUCAGAGUUUGUUCCUUAUGGUGUAUUUUCACCGAGCUGCACUAUAUGUCCAAAUAACUGCACCCACAUGUGUUACUAUGGUCAUGUAGACAUUUUCCAUUCAUUGUUGUCCUUCAGCCUCAUGGAGUGUCUGUGUGCAUUAUUUGGAAGACCUGUGUGAAUAAGCUCAGUCAUGUGGUUUCAGUACAGUCAUACCUUGGAAGUCAAACGGAAUCUUUUCCGGAAGUUUGUUUGACUUCCAAAACGUUGGGAAACCCAAUCGCAGCUUCUGAUUGGCUGCAGGAAGCUCCUGCAGCCAAUCAGAAGCCCCGUCAGACGUUCGGGUUCCAAAGAAUGUUUGCAAACCAGAAAAGUCACUUCUGGGUUUGUGGCAUUCGGGAGUCAAAACGUCCGAGUACCAAGGCGUUCGGGAUACAAGGUACGACUGUAUUCACCUAUAUUUCUUUACUGUAACCUGCCCUCCCCCCCCCCCAAAAAGUAUAAUGUUUUGUUACUGAGUGGUAUCUAAAUAUUCUAAAUAAAUCCCAUUGGGAAUGUAUCACGAGGAAGCACUUUGCUCUGUUUGAUACCCAGUGUUUGGGGAGGAAUAAGUGAAGAUUGUCAGGCUUGCAAGAUGGUCUCUCUUUCCUUCAGAACUCAUUUUCCUGGCAUGUGCUAAAGAUUGUGGUGAGAUCCAUCCAGGGCCUAUUGCAAAACUGUAUCGGCAAAACGGUUUAUUUUACCCACAGUCUACUGGUCUCUUAUCCUUGGUGUCAACACGCAUUUAUGGUAUAUCUGUACAUCUCUCCAAUAAUUGCAGAGAGAGGGAGAGAAGGGGGCUUUCGACUGUGGACUUACUGUACACUAUCAGUAGCUCAGCCUCAUUCCCUGUCCACUGGUUAUCUUGAUGUACACACUUGCUCCUAGAUUCUUUGAGAGCUUUGAUCUCCCACUGGAGUUGCUAUGAGUUUGGAAUCUGAGGACUUUGCCCAUUUGUUCGUGAUGAGAGAAAUUUGUGAGAAGGAAACAGCUUUGUUAUAAACUGUAUAUGGGGUUUCAGAAUGAGAGACGACCACAUUUAAUAGACUAAGUUGCAGACAGCUGUCCCAGUAGAACCAGGAGCUGUUUCAUGGGGCCAUAGCUGGGGUAGCUGUGGAUAUAUUAUUAAAGGUAGUUGUUCAGCAGUCUUCAUAGAAAUAUGUAUCCGCUUGGUUCGCCUAAUAAGUUAUAACAGAAUACAACUAUGCAUAUAAAAAUACGAUCCUGAGCAUCAAGUUCUGUGCAACCUUGGACAGCUCAGGUGAUGGUUGGGCAGCACGAACAAAACCCCCAGCCUGUUCUUAGAACAUAGAGAACAAACAUUUGAACAAACAGUUAUUGGGGAUGAAGUUCCACUUAACUUAGGGGCACUGACUUGAAGAAAAAUAUACAUCAUGGUAUGGGGGGUUGGACUGCAUGUCAGACUUUCUUUCUGGCUUCAACUUGUGAGGAAUAAAUGGUAUUAGAACCAGGAAAGGGAGUGGGAUGACUGGAAGGGAUGCAUUCAUUUCCUUUCUUGUAGUAACCGGGAUGCAAAAAAGUAUUGGAAAGCCCAGAGCUCCAAGCAUUGCUACUUUGCUGAAAUUAUUGGAGCUGAGUUCAGUUGCCUGGAUGUAGGAAUGACAGUGGUGGUGACGAUGACUGAUGAUACUAGAAAUGCUGAUUAUAACCAAUGUGUGUAAUCCUGUUAAAACAUCGAAUCCCUCUUGAGUAAUCAGAGUGUUGCACACCCACUGUCUUGAAAAUAGUAUUAUCCCCAAAUUGCUGGUUGUGGGGGAGAAAGAGAGAGAGAGAGAGAGAGAGAGAGAGAGAAAGAAAGAAAGAAAGAAAGAAAGAAAGAAAGAGAGGGUCUUCCCUAAGGUCACCUGGUGAGCUCAAGGCGAGGAUUUCAAGCCCUAAGAAGGUUGCAAACUGAAUUUUGACAGUGGAAUAAUUAGAGGAAGGAGGAGUGAGGAUAGCAGGGAUGAACCUCCUUAAUCACUUUUAACUUCUAUCUUUAGAUCAGUCUGAAACCCUAUUGGGAAGGCUUCUCCAGAUGUUUUGGACUACAACUUCCAUCAUCUCUGACAGCGGGAGUUGUCAUCCACAACAACUUAAUAGCAUCAGGCUGCAGAAAUGCUGCUGUAGGGACUCUCAUAUUGCUUGCUGAACACCACCACUAAUGAUAGACACCCUGCAAGGAACUAUUUACAGUACUUGGGCCAUGUAACAAUUUAUUUCUGAGCACGUAGAUGUGCAUUGCAGUUCAUAUUUUUGAUGGGAGCAGUUACCAGAACAGGCUGUCUUGCAUCAAUAGUUAAUGCAUUCAUGGAAGCAAUUCCAAGACUGUGGAAGACUAAUCCCAUGUGGUUUCUACAACUCCAUGUUGCUCUUGACUCCAGGCCCAUGCUGACAGAUGGGAGUACCUUCACUAGUGACUGCCUCCCUAUGGGGAUAGCCUGGUAGAUGGCAUGUGUGCUAUGUGUGCUGUCUCAAGGCAUCUGUUAUCCAUGGAAAGUGUUGGGUUCCUCUACAUGUCUUUCCCUUCUCACUGACAUGCAUUCACUGUUAUGAUUGUGCAUUGUUGCAAAGUACCAGUUGACUUUGCCAAAAAGCUGCUCAAGCUGUCUCUGCUUUUCGAUGCUGAAAGUGUCUUUGAAAUUUUGGAAAGCUGAUCACGUACCCCAAGCAAUGAGAUUCCCUUUCUGGCCAAUAUGCAGUCAGAACAAGUGAAUGCAUAAAAAGUGCUGCAUAAAAAGCAUAAAAGUGUUGCCUUAGUCUUAUCAAAUCUUAUGGCAGUAUUGCAUCUAAAUAGUGCUAAACAAAAAGCCUUCUCUGUUGUUUCAGUGAUUAUAUUUCUGUUUCAACCCUAUUCUAGUGAUCAAAGACAAAUCCCAAUGGUCUUCCCAGUAGCACAGUCCACUUGCAGUUCUUCAGUGGGAAUAUGCAGAAAGAAUUAAAUGUUGAGGACCAUAGUAUUAACUUGACAGUCCUGAUGAAAAUUGUUGAGCUGUCAUGUCAACAGCAGCAGUGAUCUCCUUUCUGGAAUGUUGUUCAAAACCAAUUCUUCAUAGUGCAUGGAGCAAUGCUACUCAUGUUAAAAUGUGUAGGAAAGGACUUGCUCUCCCUGUGUGCUGCCAGGUGUGUGACAAAUGAGCAUAAAUUCAUAUGAUUGUUGAAUCACUUACUAUAUGUGAUAGUCUGGGUAUAGGAGCAAGAAAAACUAAUGUGAUCAAUGACUGAAAUAUUUCAGCAAUAGUAGUUGUUUGGUGGUUGUAAUUUUUAUUUAAAACCUUGUAAGAAAAAGGUUUAAAAAUGAGUAUCUUGUAUGUUUAACAAAACUAGCACCACAAAAAUCAGCUGCGUGUGACUGGGUAAUAAGGUUAGGCAGUGACAGUGGUAUGUUUUCUUGAUCAUUCAAGCAAGUCCCUCCAAUGCCUUUUUUGCAUCUGAAGGAUGCUUAAUAAAGCUGUGCUGUGUACCACAGAAUGAGUCCCAGUCCAUUAGUCUUUUGGCUGCUUUCAGUUGACACAUCGGCUUUUCAGCAAAAGCAAGUGUCCAAACCAAUUCAUACUAGGUUUCUAAUGACAAUCCUCCCAGAAAUUUCCAGCACCUCACUGCCACCAGGACACCUUUAUAUUUAUUGCAAAUUGUUAUUUGAAUCCUGGUAACCAUCUAAUAAAGGUUAUGCAGCCAAAAUUCAUUGUGUCAUAUUCCCAAAUAAUACAGUCAUACCUCCGCUUACCUCUUUGGUUACAUAAACUUCAGGAUACGUAAGCGGCAAACCCGGAAGUAUAUAUCCGUUUUUUUGCUGCGCGCGCAUGCACAGAAGCGGUCUCUCCGGUUGCAAAAACCUCAGGAUCCGGCUGGACCUCCGGACGGAUCCCGUCUGCAAACGGAGGUAACACUGUACUCAGCUCUUCUAGGGACAUUAUGGUUACAUCUGAUUUUGUAAACUUUAGAAAUAAGUCCCUGGAGAGACUCUGGUGCAUUUACCAGCAGGUGCUCCAAUGGGGCAAGGUCCCUGGGUGCUUUUUAUUGUCUGCACCAUCCAAUACUUUCUGUGUUACUAGAUCAUCUUCAGGGUUUCUGUUCAGUGGGUAAAAGCAGUUCAACUUUCUAAUAACUCAUUAUGUGCCUCAACACCCCCUUUGCCCCUCCACAUUUAUAUUAGCAGUAUCAUCAAUAUCAAGUGAUCAGCAUGACAAACACCAUUUUCAUUGCUAUUUAUAAUAGCAUAAUCAAUACUACUGUUCAUAUGCCUGCACGUGCAUGAAGGUAAGGUGCGGGUGGGAGUGGCAAUGCAGUGGCAAGACCUGUUCCGUAGCCCUAUGUACACUCAUUGUCUGCACUUUUCUAUGCACAUAUAGGUGGUAUGUGUGGUGGGGAACCCUGCAGAAAAAAAGUUGCUAACACCAAAGUGAGUGUUGCUCUGUCUUAAAAGGCUUUUACAUCUCUGUCCUCAAACACUGGCGUGAAAGGGUGAAUUGUCAGGCAAACAGUAGAACUGAGCUUUCACAAUGUGCUGGCUAGCAUGUAAAUUAAGCAGGAAGAGCUGCACGUAUUUGUGGGCUUCGUAGGGAUUGGAGGCAAAAAGACUAGAGAACAUGGGGUCUGUUUGGUGAGUAUAAAUGUUUCCUCUUGGGCGGGCAGUGGGGGAGGAAGAGCCUUGUGCUGAAAGUAAGGUAGUACGCUAGGGUGCAAAAGUAGUAUAUUGUGGAAGAACUGCUAGUGUGCCAGGAGAAAUUAAUUAAUUAAAUGUUCCUGUGAACAGAAAGCGCCAGCUUAUAAAGGAGGCAGCCCAUUCCACCUCUGCUUGUGUCUUUCUCUGAUUUUCCUACUUCCCAGUUACUCUUAUCAGGUUUAAUUCUGUUGUAUCUCUGUAUGAUCCAAGGAUGAAAGCUGAAGGGUUUGCUGUUUGUGAAGUGGCAGGGCUUUAAAACAAGCAGGCCUGUUAUACAUCAGAGGCAUAUAAACAGAGCACAGAAUGUUAAUAUCCAAAUUGCUGAUUUUAAAUAAGCCAGCCGUGCUGCUAGGGAGCUUGGGUCAUGGAGAAACAUUUUGUUUGUUGGUUUUAAUGGAAUUCCAAAUGUGAUUUCAAAGUGGACAUACUUGCAUCCAUGAAAGUGCUGUGGAAUACUCAGGUUGGUGGUGGAGGCUGAAAUGUGAAGCAGGAAAUUGAACAUACCGGUAAGUUCUGAAGUUUUUAAAACAUUGUGACUGUGGAAAGAGAGAGCAGGGUGAAGAAGCAGUUGUUAGCCAGUUGCCAACAAUCUUUCAACCUUCUAUACUGCUCUACUCUAGGCAUGUCAAACUCAAAUGGGUUCAGGGGGUCCAACGCUUCUCUGAGCAGAUGCAUUGGGUCCACCCCAAUAAUAUUGUUGCCACGACCACCCUGGUUUCGACUGGCCAUUCAGCUCCAGUGUGCUACCCCAACAUUUGUGCCACUAUGCUCCUUGUCUUCCAGUUACCUUUCAUUUCUCCAAGCACCUGAGCAGUCCUUGUUCCCACCAUAUAAACCAGGGUGGAAAGCUUUUCUUUCUGUAGAAUAGGAGUGGGGUUCCAUGACUUGAGUCUAGCAAAGUUGUCCAAUUAGCACAAGGACUUCCCCCACCCCGGCACCCCCCAGUCUGUUCCAAGGGAACCAACCCUCUGGUGCAGGAGUGGAAAUCCUGUUUUGCUGGUGGAAGUCCUUUUGCUCACAGGACAACAUUUUUUGAUAUGACCCCUCAGGCCUAGGACUGAAUGUAGCCCUCUGAGUGUUGUCUUUAUUGUCUUUACUUUGGGGUACUUUCUAGGCCAUGAUAUCUCUCUGUGCCACCCCCCCAUUGCUACUUCCCCUCCUCAAGUAACUUAAUUGCUUUGAUGUAGAGGUGUGAGGGUUUAUCAUCAUUUCUUAUCACUUGCCAUCAUUUCUUAUUGGUUAGGAGGGAGAGAGCAAAGCUGUUAAGUCUUCACCUUUUGUUCACCAGUAUAUUGCCUUAUCACUUACCACGAUGUUAUUUCAAUACCGGGAUACGGCGAUUUAUUGCACAGCACUGCUUCCUACAACAACCACUUCAGUCCGACAUCCUGAACAUUCCCAUCACCCAUGUUUCUUUUCCCAGGAGCAAAGGGAAUUGCUGCCUCUGAAAUUCACAUCAAUUUUGACUUGGUAGCCUAUGGUAUCCUGGCAUAUUCCAAGUACCGUAUUGGUUGACCGCUGUGCAGCUAAUUUAAAUGGAAGUGGGGAAGAAACUGGUGUUGAGGUGUGUGGUAGCAGUCGCUGGAAGGUAAAGCUCUCUUUCCCCAGCUAAGGAGAAGCCCUGAUGGUGUGAAGUCUGUUAACUGUCAUGGGCUAUCCUGGAGAUCCCAAGUAAGGACACAGGCCUCAGGCCUCCUUUAGAAUUACUGAGGAAGACAGCUGUGCAGUUAGGAGCAAUAUGGAUUCUUAAUGCCUCAGAACAUGAGGGGCUAAGAAAGGGUUUAGCCUCUGCUAUAAUAACUGGCCCAGCGAUACAUCUACUUUCCCCCCAACAUAAGUAGGUAACUGUCAUUCAUUCCUAUAUAGAAGACUAAAGUACUGUAUUUUGGGAAAGAACCAGAGGCUUAUUUGGAUGGGUGGAUGGAGGCGAGUGCCACAGGAAUAUUUCUCUCUCUGUGUUUGUGUGUAUAUACACACACUGUAUUUUUCUGUGUAUAAGACGCCCCCUAUUUUUGGGGACUCCAAAUUAAGAAAACACCCCUCAGCACUACCUGUGUAUAAGACGAGCCCCAAUUUUAAACAUAAUUUUUUGGUAAAAACUAGUCUUAUACACUGAAAAAUAUGUUGUGUGUGUGUGUGUGUGUGAGUGAGAGAGAGAGAGAAUGAAGAGGAGGAUAGGAAAGCUAGAAUGAAGAGGUGCCUGAAAGGGAUAGAGAGUACUAGAAAGGGAUGAGGCAAGAUACUGGAACCUUCCUUUCACCUCAGCCUCCUUCCUGGUAUUUCAUGGGCCUCCCCCCCCCCCCAAACAAUAUAUACUGGUGGUGAUAAAAACAGAGCUACAGUAAGGUUUGCAGAAAUAUAUCUGGAACAGCAAGAAGGAUUCUACAAAAUGUUUUCAAAGGAAUCUCGAGCUCGAUUUAACCUAUAUGUUGGGUGUGUAAGGCAAACUUUAUUGCAGCAUUCUGUUCACCAGCACUUUUUGUGAACUGUGUUGCCUUUCCUUGUGCAUACACUGCUACCACACCAGAGGUCUGUGGCUUGCAUGUGCAGGGCCUGAUGGCCUAGUUUAAAUGUGAAGCUGGUGUAUGGAACACUCCAUGGCUGAAUUCUGUCUUGCCCAGUGUUAUGUUUAAAUUGGGCCUCUCUCUUUAGGAAAUGGUUCGGGCCCUUUGCGAAAGUAUUUGCAUACAGCUGUAUUGGCAGUGCUGUGUUUUGUUUUGUCUUUUUGUUUAGAGGGGAAACUGGUUUGGCAAGAUUAUUUUGUUUGUUUCCAUUGCCUUUAGAUCUAUAACCUGCCUUUUUUACAUUAAGGAAAUACAUUAACUCUGAGUAACUUUAUGCAUUUUAAAUUAAACAAGAGUUUUGGGUCUUUUAUGUAAGGCCCAGUUCAUAAGACCAUGAAAUUACACAGAAAGGACACAUGGACUAAUUUUUAUGGCAUAUAGUGAGGUGGCUGUGCAUUUUGUUUUACUGCGUAACUAAGUCCUGAUUUCCAUUGCGCAUUGACAGUUGUUUGUGCCCACAUAAUAGAUGUACAUCUAUUGAAACAUUAGGAACUGGACAUGUAGUGAAAAAGACUCAUUCUGUACACCUACAUUCAUUCCUUUUAAGGUAAUAUGAACUGACCUUCAGUCUUGGGCAGAAGGAUUAAUUGGGUUGUUUUGCAUGUUAACUAUAGAGGAUGUAUAAGUGACUCCUGCAGAGAAAAUGUGCAAGUUCCCCUUUGCACAGUGCUUGGAUGCAUGGAAAAAGGAUGUGUGACUCACACUAUUCCUGCGUCUUGGUAAUGUGCAGAAUAGUUUAUACACUUGCCUAUUCUAGGUUUAAUAAAAAGUAUUGGGCUGUGGUUUUUGUGUGUGUGUGUUCAGUAGAUAAAACCACUGUAAUCUGACUGUUGUAGUUUUGAAACCCAAAUGAUCAAUUUCCGUUUGCCUUUCUUAAUUUUUUCAGAAGUGGGUAGGUAUGCAUAUGUCUUACUUGAAAUGUGAAAUGCCCAAGUCUGGGAUCCACAAAUAUUUGUAUCAGUUCAGAAAAAAAAAAUUAUGCAUGCCUCUCUAGCACAUAUUUCACAUAGUUGUGUAGAAGGCAUGUACAGCAUAGCUGAGAUCUUAAAAGGGUGCUCUAGUUACACUUCAAAAUAUAGUGGAGACAGCUGCCAAUGCCAGAUAAAACUAUGAAACUGUGAUACCACAGUCAGUGAGCAUGCCAGUAGUUUUGCAUGAAUUGUUAUUGGGUCAUAUUUUCCCUUAUUUCUUGAGAAUUAAAAAAAAUUCAACUUCCUUUCCCCCCUUGUCUUUAGCAUCAAGCGAUCCCCCCAACCACUUGAGGAAGAUGAAGAUAAGGACCAGCGAACAGUGACCAUCAAUCCUUGUCACAUGGGAAAGGCAUUCAAAGUCAUGAAUGAACUAAGGAGGUACUUCUUGUGCUCAAUUUGCAUUGUCAUGCACUUGCCGCUUGUUAGUUUGAACAGGAGGCAUCUAAGCUACAUAUUUACUUUGUAAAAAAGAGGUUCCGUUCAAGCAUUGCUUUGAAGCAGGGUUGUGUCUCAAAAUACAAAGUUCUGUGUCAUGUCGGUCUCCCAGAUCACACAGGUAGUUCUCACACAAGGAUGGUGCUUUUAUGCUAGUGUGGAAAGUUCUUACGUUAUUCAGCUCAGUCGCUUGAUGCAAAACUUCAUAGGAACAUGAAGAGCCUGCUGGAUCAGGCCAGUGGCCAUCUAUAGUUCAGCAUCCUGUUCUCACAGUGGCCAACCAGAUCCUUGUGGGGGAAACCGCCAAGCAGGAUUUGAACACAAAAACAUUCUCCUCUCUUGUGGUUUCUAGCAACUGGUAUUCAUAAGCAUUGCUGCCUCCAGUGUUACUGAUGUGACGUUAUUGGUGCGAGUGUUGUGAUAUUGAAGUCAGCCACAGGAGGAUAUCAAGCAUAUUAUAAGUCUGAUAUUUGAAAUGGCUUGGAAUUAUUCUACUUUCAGUACAAAUCAAGAUAGCUGACAGGUUAUUCAGUAGAAAGAAGCAAGCAUAGUAUUAUAUGUUUGGAGGCCUUUGCUGCUGCUUCCCUUUACACAAACAUGCUUGUUGCUGCUUUGCUAAAAACAAAAUAUUUGUUUAUAAACCCACUUAAACAUUUUCAAAUGUUCCCACCGUAAAAUAAUCUCUCUUUAAAUAAAAAGAAUGCUUGGUGUGCUUUUUCAUUUGGUGCAAAUCACCACAUAAUCAAGAUCUCCAGAAGAUCAAAGCUAUUUAAAAAGUGAUAAUCUAGUGUUACACGUAUUACAACACCUACGCCUAAUUGCAGAGAAAAAUGGUUAGUGCAAAUUGAUUUCUGUUUGACUACCAAUCCUUGCACACCAGUUAGAAAUUUCAUGUUGGCUAAAAGAGCCUGUUUAGGUUCCUAUGUUAUUCUACUGUUAAGUCUAUUUUGUUUUAAAUACCACAAUUCCUUGUUCAGUCCAUCAUUGGCCCCACAUUUGUCUAUAAAAAUUGGCUCUAGGGUAAACAAUAAUCAUGUAUGUAAUUAAGAUAGGGGUCUGUGUGUCUGAGUUUGUCAUCUUUUCUUGAGCUUAAUCUGAUUACAUAUCUGCCUGCCAUACAUUAUUUAGAGAUGCAGUAAAUAAAUCCAAAAUGUCUCUGUUGUGCCCAGGAUAGAUUAAAGAGUUAUUUGUGGGUCAGAUAUUUAUUCCCUGCUAUCCGAUGAGAUUUAGUUUCUCAUACAUAAAAGUGCUUGACUUUGAUUGGCUCAUAACAGAUUUGUGCAUAUCAACAUGUGCAGCAAAAUCUUAUUGUAUUGCCUAUGAUAUGGUGUAUACUAUAUGCAGAUCCCCUAGGAAACAUAAAUUCAAGGCAGCUAUUUUGGCUGUCUUCCUGCAGCCAAUUGGAAGCUGCGCCUUGGUUUCCGGACAUUUUGGAAGUUGAAUGGACUUCCAGAACGGAUUCCGUUUGACUUCAGUGGUACGACUGUUCUUGAAUUGCAACACAUUCUGACCAUGACAGGACUAUAGCACUCUUCAGAGGUGGCUGUGGAAUUGCUGCAGAUUCUAUAAUGCAUAAAGGCUUGCCGCCAAAUUGCUGGGUAAAAAUUCCUUGAUAAUGAUCCAAAUGGUGGUGUGCUUUUAAGCAUUAUGGCAAUGCUAUCAGAUGAACACAUGGAACAGCAGCUCCCCACAUCAUGUCUGUAAUGUCAAAAGGGGCAUCAGCAUUAUGUGAAGAGUCCUAACCCCCCCCCCCCGUUAUCUUGGAGCUGAUAGCUUCUACUUCUAGUCUGCUGUCACAGAACAGGAGGGGACUGGAGUAAAGUUGCUUAUGUGCCUGAGCACUUGGCUGCCUAAGUUAUGUGGAAUAUGUACUUGGAGUGAUAUAAUAUUAGCUUAUUCCUUUUGUAACUUGAGUGCAGUGGGGGAUAAUGGGGGAGUGUAUGACAGUGCUGCUCUUUGUGGAAACUAAUGGCUUCUCUUGUGCAUGAUGCCCUUUUGAACAUGUAAGACUACAGCUGCCCUUAAGCCUCUGUUGUCUCUUUCCUUGUGUGCUUAUUACCGAUUUAUGCUUUUGGCUCCCUGCUGCUGCUGAGCUGUAGUAGAACUAAAUUGUGGCAUUUGCUUGAAUGCCUUAAAUCUGUUGUUUUUAGCAAAGGCUGAUUUCCAUGGCAAUAUUACGCACAUGGCAAGUCUGGACCAGUGAGAACUUAAUGAUGACUGGGGACAGGCAAGCGGGGGGGGGGGGGAGCAGCACUUUACUCUAUACGUAUCUCUGCUGGGUCAGCCAGUGGCCAUUUCUGUAGGAGGUCAAGCGGCCACAAAUGCAUCGAUUUCAGGCAGAGUCCCUUGCAUUCCUCUCCUCCCCACACUGUAAAGUAUAUAGUGGGUAGGUAUUAUGUCAAUAACAGGUGCUUCCACCUUUCCAUUUAGCUUGGAGUUCCUGGACUGGCUAGUGUCAGUGAUAGCAGCUGUGCUUUCAGCCUUCACUGUCACUGAGGAUGGACUGAGAACAGGUGGCCCUUGUCCAGACAUGGUGACCUUGGUAGCGGAAAGCCAGCAAGAGGCCUCCUUCUUAGCUUAACCUGUGGAGUCCCCUCCUUUCCCUAGCUGUUGUGUAGUGUGCUACACUUGUGUGAUGCAAGAACCCUAGUGGCUGGAGGCUAGCGUGCGCUAUGUGCCUAGGAUGCUAUUUUAGGGGAUCAGUGGGGGGUGUAUGGGGCAUGGGAGGGAGGAGAGUUUCCUUACCCCUUUCUAUUGUGUUGCCUUCUCUUACUAUUCAUUCUCCGUAUCUGCUGCCUCUCCACCUGGGAUAUCCCAGUGGCAAGUCCUUUUUGUGUGUGGCAUCCCCAAGCAGAUAAUGCACAAUUUGAGCUACAGUGGCCUUUGCUGCUGCUGCCCACUAAGUCCCUUUGCAAACCCCUUGUACAGGGAACAUGUGCAAACUAGAAAGGCUGGGAGGGAAAAUAAGUUGCCAACAUCUGCUUCUUGGUAGCCAUCACAAAUGGUCUCUUCCUCCUAGCAGGCCUAUUGGUAGCAGGCAUGGCAGUGUUGGGAAUCAUCUGGUGGGGGGGCACUGGUUCUCUUCUAUUCAUGUGUGGUCUAGCCUCUGUUUUGAGGACAAUGCAGGAGGUUUGAGUUAAGUGUAUGUUCUCUUUGGGGGUAAUUUUUUUUGGAAGGGCUUGAAGAGGGAGGAGACUCAAUGCAAGACUGAUGAGGCUACUGCUGUGUUACCAACUGCUUUGAAUAAAAGACAAAGCCCCUCCAAAGAUGUUUCUUCGUGCUAUUCCCAUUUAUUUAAAAAUUACUUGACAUCCAAUAAUGGAUUACUGGUCUUAAGACACCCACACAUAAUUACAGAGGAAAAAAAACCUUUUGCAUAAGCUGUAGAUAUAAAUAUAUUCAGCUCAGUAUUCAUCAAAAUGGAUGAGGUUUUUUUAAACAGUUCUUUGUAUGUUUGAACACUUGGAUCUUGAAUUCACCCACAUAUUGAAAUAAAUUUGCGAGACUAUAACCUUGAAAUCUAGCUAAAUUGUCAUGUUUGUUAAUUAAAAAUGAACUGAAUAUUCCAGAGGGCUGCCUAUAGAGGCUAUAGCAAGCCCCUCCCCAUCCCCCUUAAUAGUGCUGUAUAGCAGAAGAGUCAUUCAAGGAAACUAGACCAUUUCAAGUCUGCAUAUAGAAAGCACAGUUUGGAAGCACGUUCUGAAACCAUGAUUUUUUGGUGUCUUCACAGCAAGCGGCUUCUCUGUGAUGUGGUGAUUGUUGCUGAAGAUGUUGAGAUCGAAGCCCAUCGUAUUGUCCUGGCAGCCUGCAGUCCGUAUUUCUGUGCAAUGUUUACAGGUAUCUUUGGGCGUUUGAGCAAAUAACUGUUAUUUGCUGAUUAAAAUAUAUUUGGAGUCAAGCUAUGUGUUGGGUGCUAGUGUAGGGUGCAGAUUCUAAGAUGCAGAUUAGUUCUGUUUGGUAUCCAUUAGGGUUUGAGUAUAGGCCUGUGACUGUUUUUAAAGGUGUUUUGUAUGUGGGGCGGGGGGAAGGAAACAUGAGGUUUAUAAUUUACUAUGUGAACAGCCAUUUGUGUGCGUUUCCAGAUAACGUAUCCUGCAUUAGGAGCAUUCAUCCCAGACUUGAUUGUACUGGUGAGGCAUGUCAAAGAUCGGAGUAAGCUCCAUAAUAGAGACCAUUUUCAUGUUAAGGCUGCCAUGGUACCGGGCUCAAGUUUGUAGGUGAGCCUGAGGCUGAGAUUUGAGGGAUAUUUUGUGGGGAUUCAGCCUUUGUGCUGCCACUGAUUCCUGCAAAAACACCACCACCACGUUUACUUUGCCUCCCUUUCUUUGCUUUGUCUCACCCUCUGUAUGUAGCAGCUUUAACAUGUGAACUAGUUCUUAGGAAUUUUGCUACAAGAGAACAAAAGACACUGCAUGGGGAAUAACACAGAUUUCUGAAUGACUGUUUUACAGAAAAUGGUUUGGUAAUUAAUUUAAUUGUGGAAGUAUAUAGCACCAUUAAUAUAUUUUACAUCUGAUAGCUUGCUAUUGAGGUAAGGUGUGGAUUUUCUGCUUUCGCAAUAACUAUUGCAGUUGCAAACCAUAGUUACUUUCCUCCUUGUUUAAGUGGCGAGUGGCAAAAUAGACAUCUGUGUACUCAUCUCAUGUGACAUGCAACAUGUGGGGUCCAUGUAGGGUUUUGAUUUUUAAAAAAAUCAGAACACUUCCAUGUAAGAUGCUUGUCUUGUGAGAAUUGGCCCUUAGAAGUAGCAAGGUGCUUGUUUAAAGUGCAUUUUAAUAGCUGUGCUGAUACUGCUUGUUCAGGUUGACUCUUGCAAAGGUGGAAUGUAGGUGAGGACCUAAAUUAGUGAGCAGUUGGUGGAUCUGGCUCUUUAAGGAUGCCUUCUGGCCCCAGAGUGAAGAUGGAAGAGGUUGGGACCUAAUCCUAAUCAUCACUGGGUCACUUUAAAUUAAGGUGCACCAGUGGCAACCACUUCUGUACUAAUCUUAAUUCAAAACAGCAGGACAGGGGAGGUGAAAGUCAUGUGGUUGCCAUGCUACCAUGCCAUUAUCCCUUUCUGCUUCUUGAUUAACAAUAAACUAAGUUAAAAGAUGCUUAUGUGGUUGCCAAGCAGUGACACAUGUGAUUGCCCCUAGUUCAUCCCUUCUCCCUUUUAAUACUCAUUACGGAAGCCAGUAUGAACUUGUAACAGCAGCCUCUUCACGGUCUUUCUUGGCCUGAGAUGGCAGGAACAGAAGAAAGAUUCUAGUAAUGCAUGUACUUUGUAGCCAGAAGGUUCCAUCCCUGGGAUCUCUAGUUAAAUUAAACAAAUGAAGGAAAAGGCCUUCCUCCUUGCCUGAGACCCUGAAGAGCCAUUGCUAGUCAGAGAAGAAUGCAGUGGGCCAGAUGGGCAAAUUUUCAGACCAUGUAUGAAAGAGCUUUAUUAUGGGUUCAUUUAUUUAUGAAUUCAUAAUCUGUACUUCCAUAACCAAAAUAGCAAAGGGGAAUACUGCAUAUAAAAACAAAAUCAACAGAAAUAUCAAUGAAAAGGCAUAAAUAAAUUCUAACUGGUUAAAAUAAAAGAAAUUCAUGUUGUAGAGGCCUGUCUAAACGAAAGACAUCUAAAGGCAAGGAGGAAUGGUUCCUGCUGAAUCUCUACUGGUAGGCAGUUCCACAGGGCAGGGCCUGCCACCCUAACAGUUCCUUUCCAAUUACCAUACUUCUUCCACCAGUGAAUGAGAUCGAGGAAAACUGUGACCCCCUCAGUUCAGUGUUUGGCCCACAGGCCAGUUCAGUGCUGAUUUAGUUGCUGACUUCAGCUGCAUAAAAUGACAGAAAAGAGGGGAAAUUACACAACAAUUUAAUAAAACCUAGUCUCAAGCUUUCAAGCACAACUGAUCUAAAGUUAGAGAGGUAGUCAGCUAUUGUACGAAUACGUGAAAUACACAAAUAGCUCAAAAGAGCCUUGCCUGACAUCAGCGCUCUCUCUUUCUAUAGCACUUAUAAAGAAGAGCCAGCAAAAAUAAAUGCAGUAUGAGCUCAAACGCCCACCCUCAAGCUGCUCCCUCCAUGGAUGGGGUUGCAGCUUGUGCAAAUAAUAAGAGAUUGCAAAUUUUUCCUCUUGGUAAGAGGACCAAUUGCAGCUCCUCUGUUACAGCCCCAAACAGCUACCUACAUCUAGGACUGUAUAUAUUUCACAACUAAGCAAUCACACCGUAUACAUUGAGUUGGCUUGCAUAUUACACCGAUCCUGGCUGGACUACACUGGCUGCCAAUUAGUUUCUGGGCCCAAUUCAAAGUGAUAGUUUUGACCUAUAAAGCCUCAAAUGGCUCAGGACCGCAAUACUUCAAGGACCGCCAAACCCCUCAUAAAUCAAUCCAGACCCUGUGAUAAUCAUGUGAGGUCUUUCUAUGUGUGCCUCCUCCACGAGAGAUACGGGUAUUUCAAUCUUUCAAUAAAAAAACAAACAAACAAAAACACUUGGUAUUUUGCAACAUGAAAAAGCAGGGGAUGGUAUUUCUUAAAACAGACAUGGCAAACCUUUGGACCUCCAGAGCUUGUUGGACUUCAACUCCCAUCAUACCCAGCCAGCAUGGCCAGUGGUCAGUGAUGGAAAUUGUAGUGCAACAACAUCUGGAGGGCCACAGUUUCUCCAUCACUACCUCAGAAGAUGACUCCAGCCAUAGAACACUGCAGGUUUGAGGAGUGCCUUCCCUCCUCAAAUGUCAAUUGCCCUGGAUCACUAGUGCAGGUGACCAUCCGACCAUGUCGGCAAAUGUAGGGAAUCCUUACCACUUGGUUAAGACAGGAGUAGAAUUGUGAAGCUUGACAAUAUCAUGCUAGUAGAACUUGUAAUAGAAAGCUAUUAAUUGAAUUUGCAACUUCCAUCAUAAUAACUUCUAUUGUUUCGCACACAUGACAAAGAGAAAAGCAAUUCAAAAGUACAUACAUUUGGUACAACUUGCAGUGGACACCAGAUAUUCUGGCCUGUCCCUUAUACAGACCUCCCAUUUGAAGGCUAUGUCACUGAGUACAGACAUGGACGUACUUUCCAAUGGAACGUACUGCUGCAAAAUAAAUGCAUGGAAUCUUAAGAUACAUGCAAGUUACCAAUUCCUUUCUUUUGUAGACAGGUUUACUUCAAAGGAAGAGCAAUCCUAUUGAGUGAGUAUAACGAUAGUAGCCUGUUGGCUUCUGUUCCUUUUAAGAAUGUAGAAAAGGGAACAAAGAAUAUUUCUGUCUUUCUUCAUGGAAGAGUAUCAAACAGGGCCAGCUGCUUUAAAACAUACUGUUAAAAAAAGAAAAGAAUAUUGGCUUUUCAAUUGUAUGAACUGUAGCUAUCUGUUCUCAAAGCUGUGCAGCAGAGAUGCCUUAACUUGCAAAUCAGAUAUUUAAAAGUAAUUUUGAAAGUGGGAAUCAUAAACUUGGUAGUAUUUCUUAGAUAUCUAGAAAUGGGAUCACUGUUUAGAAUGUGCUAAAAGUCUUUUUGUUUUUGUUAAGACGGAUAGGUAGAAAUUUCUCCAUGUGCUCAGUUGAACCUAAGGGGGUGGGGUGGGGGAAAUAGAAACACAAACCACAUUUUUGGGGGGGAAUUAUUUUUAAAAUUGAAUUUCAGGAGAUAUGACUGAAAGCAAAGCAAAGAAGAUCGAGAUCAAAGAUGUUGAUGGACUAACCUUAAGUAAGCUGAUUGAUUACAUCUACACCGCUGAGAUAGAGGUCACAGAAGAAAAUGUUCAGGUGAGGAGAUCUUAAAGGUGUCUUUUUAGUGGUGGCUCCCUUCCUGGGGAGAUCGAUAAAUUGAAUUUAAAAAAAUUAUUUUCCAAGGCUUACCAUGAGUGAUUUUCUGCCUUUUCUUGUACAUAGUUUUUAUGAUGAACUUGCUUUAGUGUUUUACUUAUGUAAGUUGCCUUCAUAAUUUUUCAUUUUUAAAGCUGAGAUUAAAAUGAUUCCAAUAAUAAAAGAUUACCUAGGAAUUGAAGUUAGAGAUCUUUCAGGAUGUGCCUGGAAAUCAGGUCAUAUCAGCAUCAUUACAACCAUUAUGUUCAGCAAUAGAAUUCUGCAAUGUUUCUUUAUAAAAUUAAAUUAAGUUCUACACAUCUUCCCUAAAGAGGGCAUCUUCUGGGCAGUCACAUUGUAACUGAAUGGCAAAUUUGAUGUUUAAGGUAGCUUUCUACACACAUUUAGGAGUAAGUCUAUAAGGAGUAAGUCUAUGUGGGAAAUACUGUGAUUACACUGGUAAUAAUUUUUUCUCCAUUCUCCAGCUGUCUGCUUAGAUUUAGUAUUCUAGGGGCAAAAGUAUUGUGCAUUUAAAAGAUUUUGUACAGCAUUGGUGUAAAAUCAGGAAUCAGUAAUGUUACACUACUGCAAUUGUAGAGUGAGAGAGAAUUUAAGAGCUUAUAUUCAUGGUUUGGGAUGUGGGUGGCGCUGUGGUAUAAACCACUGAGCAUUGGGCUUGCCGAUCGGAAGGUCGGCGGUUCGAAUCCCUGCGACAGGGUGAGCUCCUGUUGUUCGGUCCCAGCUCCUGCCCACCUAGCAGUUCGAAAGCACGUCAAGUCAAGUGCAAGUAGAUAGGUACCGCUUCGGCGGUAAACGGCAUUUCCGUGCGCUGCUCUGGUUCGCCAAAAGUGGCUUGGUCAUUCUGGCCACAUGACCUGGAAGCUGUCUGCAGACAAAAGCCGGCUCCCUCGGCCUAUAGAGCGAGAUGAGCGCCACAACCCCAGAGUCGUCUGCGACUGGACCUAAUAGUCAGGGGUACUUUUAUCAGAAGAUUUUACAUUGGGGUAGCCAACUUGUUGCCCUACAGAUGCUGUGGUCUACAAUUCCCAGCAGCCGGCUUAGCCAGUAGUCGGGGUGGUAGGAGUUGUAGUCUGAAGCAUUUGGGAAGCACCAUGUUGGCUGCCCUAUCUUCACUUAACCCUCAGAGCCUUUGAGUUUUUGGAACAUAUUAACCAAAGCUUAGUAAGAGAGCAUGUGCUUUGCAUGCAGAAGAUUCCAGAUGCAAUCCAUGGCAUCUCAGGGAGAGCUGGGAGAGACCCUUGCGUGAAACCUUGGAGAUGCAUCCACUGCUGGUCAGUGUAGACAUUACUGAGCUACAUGGACCAAUGGUCUGACUUGGGGCAAGGCAGCUUCUCAUGUUCCUUGGUGGGUUAUAAGAAGAUCAUGUAGAUCAUGACAAUCACUUAGGUACAAGUUAAGCACCCUGGGUCAAAGCACUUUAACUUAAAUCAAUGCCAGUCUUCUGUGUUUUGAUAAUUUGGAUUUGGCUUUUGAAAAGUGAUAUGGCUGAAUGCUUUACUGAUAUAAUUGUUGAAGGUCCUGAACUCUGUUUUAAUGGACAGGCCUGCUGCUGAAAGAUCAUGUGGAUUCACAAGUAAUGCGCUUAGAUAUUUGCACCAUAGGAUAAUGCUGGUUCCUGUCUUUGAGUAUUUUUAGUGGAAGCAUUGCAGGCCAGCGCCAUAUUGUCCCAGUGGGUCCCUGCUCUGCUAUUUAACACAAGUAUUCACAACCCAGUUUAAUUUCUGUCAUGGCUGAAUAAUUGUAUCAAGUGCUGUAGAGCAGCAGUCAUUUGGCUCCAGACAUUUAUGUAACAAUUUAGAAUGUUUGAAGAAUUUCACAUUCAGUAUAUAAGCAAUCUGUGGAAUUUUAAAAGUUAAUUAUUACUGUUCUUACAUGGGGUGGGGGGUGGGGAAUGGCAAAGCCGAAGGGCAAUGGUCUUGUUCAGACAUCACAACCAAGGAUGUUGGCACCAUUCCUUGUGCGCUCACACAUUCCUUCUCUUUGUUUGGUUCUCAGUAAGUAGUUUGCCAUUUUAUCAGAAUAUAAGGCAAACUAUGGUUAUCGUAGUAUGCCAUAGUUUUAAUACAAACCAGAAUCCCAGUCUGAUCUUUGGUUUCCAGUUCUUGUUUGGAUGCAAACUGUGGUUUGUAGUUAACCAUAGUUUAUCUGAUUUGUAUGCCAUGGAAUAUUAUAGUUGUUAUAUGCUUGUUUGAAAGCCCUUUAAAUCAUAGGGUAGCUUCCGGCUCUACAAUUCUAUCUGUUCCAACCCCCUGCAAUGCAGGCCGUUUAGUGUUUAAAGGUCUCAAAGUGGCCUGCAAUAUAAAAACAUUAACACUAUAUGAUAAAAACAGAUAAAAACAGGUGUUCAGUAAUAACAGGGUCCAGUGUUGUGGACAGGGAAGACCUGGUUUGAGACAUAGUUCUCACAAACUGGGAAGUGAGGAAGGGAAUUGGAAUGCACAAGAACAGGAGGGUAAGUAUGAGCCGGAACUGCUGCCCUGGUAGGCUAUCUAGGCCAGGCUUCCUCAACCUCGGUCCUCCAGAUGUUUUUGGCCUACAACUCCCACGAUCCCUAGCUAGUAGGACCAGUGGUCAGGGAUGAUGGGAAUUGUAGUCUCAAAACAUCUGGAGGGCCGAGGUUGAGGAAGCCUGAUCUAGGCCAUCUUUGUAGCAAGAAACGGGGUUAUGUGGUUCACAGAUAAUUAGCAUAGAUGUGAAUUUGCCCUUUACUUGGAACUGUUGUUCUAAAACUACACUGAAACUUGAAACUUUUAUCAUAUUAGUGGAAUUCCAAUACACCGAAGCAGUUCUAGGAAAUUGCUGGAAAAAAGAAACAGUUGUUAUUAGUUUCCUUUUGCUAAUUUAAGUUAAUCUGUGCUAGGAAUCAAAAGUGUUUGAGAGCCAGAGAACAUAGCUUAAUUAAUUUCUGUGUUUUAUUGUUGCCUGUUGGGGGUUAGCAUUCUCUGAAAAAGUUACUGAUUUGUAAUAUUCCUGUGUGAUCCAGCUGGGUUGGAUUUUUCUUGCUGGAAUAGUACAGUGAAUGCACCCCAGGGCACGUUGCAGUUUUACUACUGUUCUUUUGGGAUGAAGUGAGUUGAGGCAGUGGAUGAACACAGUUUUCUUCUUGCCAACACAGUGUAAUGGCAAGGUAAGUCUUUAACGAUAUUUGUCAUGCUUUUCUAGAUCAUUCCUUGGAGACCUGCUUAUGAGUUUGCUUGAUUCCAACAGAGUAAAUGCAUAUUUAGCAGUGAGGGAAAGAGUGACAUUAAUACUGUUUAGCUUUUAAAAGGGCCUUGCCUUUUAAAAAAUGGCUUUUUCAUUGCUAGAGCUGGUGAGGAGUCUUCCUGGCAGAUAAACAAAUGUAAGUGCCCCAGGCCAUCUUCUCAAUCUGCCUUCAUUCAGUACUGUAGAUAUCAUUGACAUCACCAGAAUGUCACAUACAGAUAUGAUUCUUUCAGCAGUAUGAGCCCUUUGGAUAUACUAACAGUUUGCUGCCUGUAAUGGAAAAUGAUUCACGGUGAAGUUGGACAGCAGGUGCUGAUGUACCAGUGCCGUUCAUAAAGAAGUGUGUUUUUUUGUGGAGAUGUAAAGUUUCUAUGAUGACUGGCCUCUUUGACCUUGAGGACCACAUUCUUUGUAUUCAAGAUUUAUCCAAGAAGGCAAAGUAUAGUUGCUCAUUCUCUGCCAUUUUUUCCUCUGCCUUUCAGGUUUUGUUACCAGCAGCUAGCCUAUUGCAGCUAAUGGAUGUUCGACAAAACUGUUGUGACUUUCUUCAAUCUCAGCUCCAUCCCACGAAUUGCCUUGGUAUUCGCGCCUUUGCAGAUGUGCAUACUUGCACUGAACUGUUGCAACAGGCCAACGCCUAUGCAGGUGAUCAAACACGCCUCCAAGUUGUCUCUUGUUUUGAAAUAUUGAUGCCUGGAGGACAAUUUCCUGCUUGCUUCCUCAUAAGCAAAGAAUGAGGGAGGAGGCAGAGAAGCAGAUGAUUGAAUCUACUUAAAAGGGUAGAAAUACUUAGAAUUUUUGUCAUUUUCAAAAUCAGCUGCUGGUUCCAGUUUUGUACUGAGAUGCAAUGACAUUUUCUAUGUUACUAAAGCCAUAGUUUGAUGUACCUGCUCAUCCUGGACUUUAUACUGCCUUUGGUAGCAUCCAGGAUAGAUACAGGAGGACUGCACCAGCAAUGUUAUGUGUCCCCUACCCUCUAUUAUUUGGAAAUGUUAGUGAUUUUCAAAAUAUGAAUCGGAUCUAUGCCCAGGGGGCAGGACAGAAAUACAGAGCCCAGGAACAUCUUUUGGCUGUCUGUUAAAUUUUUGAUAGUCUUCAGAUAAAGUGUUUCCAACACAUAGGCUUAAAAUUCCUUACAGUGAAGCAGGCUCUUGCUCUCUGAGACGUUAGACCUACUUUCAGUUAGCCGCCUUCACAGUGACAUUUGCAGUUGUGCUUAGAAACACAGUGAUUAGAAAAUGGCAGGUGUUAAAUAAGAUAGCCACUUAAUGCAGCACCAGAAAUAGAUGAAAUGAGUAACUGCAAAAGAGGGCACAGGAGAACACAGUCAUUUAAAAUUUUCAUAUGCUAAUGUAUAUGUACAGAUGCAAAUUUAGAAAUAAUUACUAUAAUUUAAAUAGAAAUACAGUGUAUUUCUUCAUAACGAGGAAGAUGGUGACAAAUGCAUCCAGGCACCAACAAUUGAUGGGCAACUUCAAGGUCUCACCAUUCUCUUUUAUUUAAAUCAGACUUGGACCAGACCAUCCUUCAAAUAAAGGACUGUCCUCUGACAACCCUUCAGAUAUAGGACAGGCCUCUAGGAAGUAGUACAAAUAUGGCCAUCCUAGAAUCAAAUUACUUGCAAAUGCAGAUGAAACCUUUUCAGUCACUUGCUUGCAGCAUAAUAAGCAAAGGAAAAACUGGUGUCUGGGACAAAUGGCUCACUUUUCAAGGUUUGAUUUUUAGAAUUGUUUAAUCUUUAACCAGGCAAGUAUUGCGUUCAGUUUAGAUCUGGCUGUUAGGUAAUUAUAAGAGCUGCUUUUGUUGUUUUAUUGGACUUCAUGAACCCUUUUACUUCAGAAUCCUAUGUAAUGUUAAUGAAAAGUCAUUCAAAAAAUGCUAUCCAAGUUCUUUGGCUAUACAUUAACUGGGUCAAACAAAAUAUCUGCAUGUUAAAAGUGAGUAAGAGGGAGCAGAUGAGGUCACUUACUAGAAAAAAAAAUCGCCUUUGAAAAAGUGACUUAAAGCAAAUGACAUGGGCCUGCUAAGUGUAAGUUUCUGCCUUUGCAAAAUUAUUAUCGCACUCCUACAUUUCUACCCUAAAGGGUGGCCUGUAGACCAGUGUAUUGUGCAUAGUUUGGCUGAGAUUUGUUUCUGCAAGGGCCACCUGCUGGCAAAUACAGGGAUGACAUUUCAAUAGCUAAUAGAGAACUCCUCCUCUGUAGCAGGCAGCUUCCCAGGCUAUUACAGGCAACUCUGAUUGCUUCUGCCCAUAGGAAAGCUGCUUUAUACUGAGCCAGGGCUGCUGGUCCAUAUAACAGAAUUGCAAACACUUAUGACAGCAGUGUUUCAGACAGGAGUGACCUUUGGCAAGCAAUGUAUGUGCGCUACCCCAAGGUAUGGGCUUGUUGUUUUUGAAUACGGAGAUUCAUGUGCACAACAGCAGACUGUGCUUGGCACUGUGGCUGUGGAGUUGUCCCUCUUUCCUUGCUUGUGGUAAUUCUGUGCAGGCUAUGUCAUUCUUCUUCUUCUUCUUAUUAUUAUUUCACAACAUAAAAUUGCAAUAUAAUUUACUGCUUCUACUAGUCCCUUCUUUAGACUCAUUGUAACCUUCAUUUUCUCAACUUUUGGUUGUUUUGAACAGAGCAGCAUUUUCCUGAGGUGAUGCUUGGUGAAGAAUUCCUUAGCCUUAGCCUAGACCAAGUUUGCAGUUUGAUAUCAAGUGACAAGCUAACCGUUUCAUCAGAAGAAAAGGUUUGGCCUGCUGCACAGUCUGUAAUGCAGAAAUAUAACAAUAUUGCAGUGUUUUCAGCAAAAGAAUGACAAAAUAUAUGGGCACUAGAAGCAGAUCGUCCCCAAUAUUUCCAGAAAUAGACACAUUUUUUCAAAAACAUUUAAGGUGGCGCUUCAUUGGGGGAACCGUGUGUAUCUAGAGCAACAGUGGAGAACCUGUGGCCUCCAGAUGUUGUUGGACUAUGUCUCCCAUUGACCAUCGGCUGUGCUGGCUGGGGCUGAUGGGAAUCCAGCAGUAUCUGGAGGGUUCCUGGUUUAGAAACUGCUGUCUUGGAUCAAGACAGUUAAACAAGCAUGCUGAACCACCUGCCACUCAGGAAAAAGCAUUUUAAGCACAGUUAAAUAAGCUUUAUGUGAUUACUUAAACUUUCUGAUACAGUGGUACCUCGGGCUCCAAACACCUCAUGUUACAAACAGUUCAGGUUACAGAUUCCGCUAACCCGGAAAUAGUACCUCGGGUUAAGGACUUUACCUCAGAAUGAGAACAGAAAUCGCACAGCAGCGGCAGCAGCAGGAGGCCCCAUUAGCUAAAGUGGUACCUCAGGCUAAGAACGGUUUCAGGUUAAGAACAGACCUCCAGAACGAAUUAAGUUCGUAACCAGAGGUACCACUGUAUUGAUCACUCUUAUUUGGAGGUAAGCAAUGAGGGCUGCUGUAUACAUUGGCCCCUUCCCACAUGCUAAAUGGCUUAGUCCUAUCCCACAUAAGAAUGUUUAGUGGCUUAGUUUUACAUCCCAGCCACAGACUGUGUUUUGUUUUAUUUCUAAUAAACCACAGUCAUUUAUAUUGGUUACUGUGCAGGGAACAAGUCUUGUAUAGACACACAAGAUGUCUUACAGUGAACUGUGUUGUAUUAGCAUGCUACUAUACAGACAGAUAAAAGCUUCAGUGUCAGAAGUAAAAUAAAAAUAAAAGUCUCUUUCCUUCCAGUCUAUUUUUAAUGAUUUCGGAAAUAGUUUUAAAUGUUUAUUUUAUUAUUUCACUUGCACAUUGAUCUUUUUUCAAAGAGCUUGCAUAUGGUUUCCAGGCAGGUUACAGUUCAGCAGGACUGAAUCACCUGCCUUUAGUAUAACUCUGGUGCAAGUGCAAAACAGCAAACUGAGCAAUAGUUUAAAAUAAAGUGAGUAUGGUACUUCUUAAAAAUAAAAUAAAAAUCUGUCCCUUUAAUAGCUUGUUCCAAAGUAAAUUUGCCCCAUAUUAGCUUUAAUUUGUACAUAUUUGUGAUUAAAAGCCUCUGCUUCUUGUGGUCAAGAGCAAAGGUGGAAUUCUGGAAAGGGUAAAAUGUGUAAAUUAAAGCAAUGUGAUAUCUGGUAACCCAGCAAGGUUAUGACUGUUGUACACUAAGGAAAGAUUUGAUGCAGAUGAAAUCACAGAGCACCUAAAUGCAGCUAAGUAUCUUGUGCAGUGGGGAAAGGAAGGACAGUUCUUCAGCAGCCACUAAUUAAGUUGAAGGGGUGAGAAGACACACAGGUCAAAGUUCCCAAUUCUAAAACAGAGUUAAAUGAGCAAUUAAUUAACCUUCUGUAGAAAGUACAGCAAGCAGAAUAGAAUGCAAUUAGCGCCACUUUAAAUUUAAUGUCCCAUCCCUAAUUUACAUUGGCCAGACGAUACGGUUUUUAAAAAGUGCCAACGCAUUUAUGUGCACAAAUGCCAUCGCCACUUAAGUCCAAAAGUCCCAGCUGCCCUAUGCGUUCCAUUACAUAGUAAGUCAUCAGAACAUCCUUUCUCUUGAAUGUUCCUUCACAUGCCCAUGAGUAUCAUAAAUGUUUUCAGUUGGAAGGUUCAUGUCAUGAAAGACUCCUAUUGAAACACAUAUUUCAAGUUGUCGGGCAUUGGACUGAGCUCAACGAAAAACAGCAUUUAAGUUGUGCAUAUAUUCAUGGCAUUAGAUAGUCUUUGUGGUCGGGAUUGUACAGUAGACAUUUAAUACAAAGUUUGUUGGACCCUUCAGAAUGCAGAAAAUCAUACAAUCACAAUAAAAUAAGCCAGUUUUGAUUCUUUUUAAAUCCAUCUUUUUAUCAUAUCUUCUUGCUUUUGAAAAUAACUUUAGUUGGUUUUUCCAAACCUAUUUCAUUACUUACUGAACCUCUGCUUGAGGUUGGAUUUAACAGUUUAUGUCCCUUUUAAAAGACAGGUGUUUUAUUGCUCUUUCCAGGUGUUUGAAGCUGUCAUUUCUUGGAUAAAUUAUGAAAAAGAGUCUCGUUUGGAACACAUGGCUAAGUUGAUGGAACAUGUCCGCCUCCCUCUCUUGCCCAGAGAUUACCUUGUACAGGUUAGUGUUCUUCUAGUAUCUACAGCACUAAAAGUUUAAUAAUAUACGCUUGGGCUGCUUGUUUGUGGCUUGCGAUCAAUCAAAAGAACCUUGGAUAGCCUUCAUAAUUAUGUGUGUGCCAUCCUAGCAGAUAAACAUAUUCUGAAUCUCCUUUUCACUUGAAGGUUCUGCUGGGCAGAGAAUGAGAGCUAACCUUGUCCAUAAAAACUGGUGCAGUGUAAAGCUGUCACUUUUGUGUCCUGAUAAUAUAGAAAUUUGGGAUAUUUGUCUUUAGCAGAUACAUUGUUGAGCUUGCUUCACUGAUAGAUCAAGUGGGGAAGCACUGGAGAAAAUUACUGCCAGUUUAUGCGAAGAUGGCCAUUCUCUUUGUUUAGUAUCUACAUGUGCACUAUAGUUAUUUCCAAGCUUUUCUUUUCACAGAACUGUGUUUUUUUUUCUUUUAAAAAAAGAUUCCAAAUUUUUAAAAAAGAACCUGGGGAUUGGAGCUGCUGAGACACAAGCAUGCAUAUCUCCUUGUUGUUUCAUUACUGCCGGUUUCUGAAGUUGUGUGAAUGUUUUAAUUCCUUAAAAUACCAUGUCUGGAACUGCUAGUGCAAAUUAAUCUUAGUCACAGUUCAAUUAUGCAGCUGAACAUUCAAAACACAACCUUUUGCAUUGUUGACUUCUAAAGGAGAAGGAGCCCUAUGCAUUUGUGGAGCUCUGUCUUUUCUGAAUUGUGACUUGAGCCCCAAGCAUGUGAGGUUUUGGAUUGCUGCCACUGUGGGGUGUGUGUGCCUGUGGGUGUGUAUGUUUUUUAUAUCUCAAAGCUUUUGUCUCCCAGGUUAUAAGAUCUCAUAGUUCCUUGUCUUCUGGAGCUUGUAUUAAGUAGUGUUGUAAAUAUUUUAAGAUGGGAUUGCUGUAGUUAUGCACUAAUCAAAACAUUUAUACUAAGCUUGCACAGUUUAACACAACACAAGCAUUACUGCACAGUUGAAGUAGAUAAUAUUGUAGUGAGUGAAAUAGGGGAAUGGGAUAAUGAUGUGGAAGAAGCAGUUUGGGGUUUUAUUUCUACUGCUACACUGAAAUCAUGAAUGAGCAUUACAGCGGCCUGCUAGUGACUGAUAAUACUGAUAAUAGCCAUUGUACUAAUAUCUUUGUUGGUGUCUUCAGACAGUUGAAGAAGAAGCUUUAAUCAAGAACAAUAACACAUGUAAAGAUUUCCUUAUUGAGGCCAUGAAAUACCACUUGCUUCCUCUGGAUCAACGGCAGUUGAUAAAGAAUCCUAGAACAAAACCAAGGACCCCAGUCAGUCUGCCAAAGGUAAGCAAUUUUUUUCUUGCUGAAAUACCCAAGAUGAUGGUCACAUGCCCCCUUUACAUGGAUAUGCACAGUGGUUAGAAUUGCAUGAUCAUUCCCCCUUGAAGGAGGAUUGGGCGCAUGCAGACAUAUCUGCACACAGUGUUCAUUGCCCUUUUGCACACAUGAAUGUCCAUUAAAUUGUCAGCAUGUUGGAAAGAGACUUCCCACUUUGACCUGGGUAAAUGGUUCAACUUUGCUGAAGUUCCUAUAGGUGGUAAUGGUGGUACAUGUUUUGUUUUUGUUUUUUGACUAGGGCAUAUGUGACUCAACCCAUGGAAGAUGUUUAUUAGCAAACCAACAGUCAUCUUACACCAUUACUAGAAUAAUUUCUUACCAAACAGAGAAACGUUGCGGUUUCUUGUUUUGACAACUACUGCUACUCCUAUUCUAGUUUUUCUAUUAAAGCUGAUUCAAAACCCAUUGCAAUCAGCCACUGUUCCAUAAACUUGGCUCUGCCACACUACUGCAUGGAGAAAUGCCAGUCAGAGGCAAAAAGGGAAAGGUUGCUCUGUUGUUGUGUGUUGUUAUAUCCCAGAUGGUGUUGGGAUGUUGGGUUAAAGUGGUUCUCAAAGCAAAUAGCCAGUAAAGGAGCACUAUGGUUUUAGUAUGUGCAUGUGUUUUGAAAACUUUGCCAUUUUGAAUGCAGCUAGGUUUAUGCACACAUACACAGUGUGUGCAUACAUUUUUUAAGAAAAGAAGCACUGUGUAUGUAUAUAUAAUUUAAGCAAACACAGAGCCAUUAAAUGCUUGUUCAAGUAAUUCCCCCUCCCCCUCCCAUUAUCGUGGGAAUUAUAAUCUCCCUUUGUUAAAACUAGUCUCUCUUGAUACUAAGCACCAUCAGCGUUUCCAUUGUUCUUAGAAUUUUCAUAUCAUUGCUAGGCUGUUAUCAAAUGCUUUUAUUAAAAUGUAGCUCUUCUGGGAUCUGAACUAAUUACCUUUUGCAAAGGAAGCUAGAUAAUCUCUGAAAGCUAGAGUACAUAGGCUUUGCCCAAAGGCUUCAAUCAGUAUUUUAUCCAAUAAUGUAUUGACUGUACUUCCAAGUUCAAUAUCAUUCAAAUGCCAACUUCUCAUGCAUCUGAAGUAAACUUUGCUUUUUUUUCUUGGGUGAGUUCUCACAUAGCUGAUGGUGUCCUAUUGCCAUUUAAGGCCCCAAAUAAGAUCAAGGAUUUCUGUUUGCUGUUGAAAAUGCUCUCAUGGUAACUUUUCUCCCUUCCUACCAAGGUAAUGAUGGUGGUUGGUGGGCAAGCACCUAAAGCUAUUCGGAGUGUAGAGUGUUAUGAUUUUGAGGAGGAGCGAUGGGAUCAAGUUGCUGAACUUCCUUCUCGGAGAUGUAGAGCAGGUAAAUAUUUUCCCUAUUAAAAAAAAAUAGCCUCAGUCACAAUCACAAAAAUUAUUUAGGACGGAUUUUAUAUAUUCAGUUGAAUUUUAGGCUAAAGUAAAACAUUAGAGUUAGCCCUUUUCUGUUAACAGAGCCAGGCUCUCUUGGAUGAGACUGAUUUUCUAGAUCCAUUUCAGUUGGUUUUUAGGCCUGGUUUUGGCAUGGAACAUAUCUCUGUCACCCUGUAUGAUGGCCUUUGUUGGGAGAGAGACGGGGAGUGCAACCCCAUUGAUUCUGCUUGGUCUCUUGGCAGCUUUUGCUAUGUUAGUUGUGUCUGGCAGGCAGUUAUACUUGUUUUGAUAGAACAAUCUCCUCAGCGCUCUGUUGAAUUCCACCCAGUAAUAACAGUCUCAUGGACUUCAGCAGCCAGCAAGAGCCAUUUCACAUAUCAAUACUUUUGUGUAAGCUGAACAUACAUAGCAUGAGUGCAACAAACGUGAUUUCAGAUAUUGUGCUCUAUUCCCCUUGUUUGAGCGUACAUUUGUUGGCAAACCCAGCCUUUUUUAUGUAAUGUAUGAAAUAGUGAAAUGCUCCACUAUGGUAAUGGUGGUAUAUGAGGCCAUAACAUUUGAAAGCUUGCUUUUCCCAUGGAUCAGACCUAUUGAAUGGAGAGAUUCCAUGCCAAUGCCAGGCUUACCCUCUCAUAGACUUGAUUCAUGAAACAAGCAGCAUUCAAACUUUACAGGUUCCAUAUGUAGUUGUCACCAUAUUCCAGAUAUUGCUUGGUGACCUUCCUGAAGUUCUGGUAGGAAAAAGAGAAAGAAAAUAAUUGUCCUAUAGGCAUGACCUGCCUUCCAUUUUUCUGUCUCCCAAUUUGUUUUUAACAGGGGUGGUAUUCAUGGCAGGCAAAGUCUAUGCUGUGGGAGGUUUUAAUGGCUCUUUACGAGUCCGAACAGUAGAUGUAUAUGAUGGAGUGAAAGACUUGUGGACGUCAAUAGCCAGCAUGCAAGAAAGACGAAGCACUUUAGGGGCAGCUGUGCUAAAUGAACUCCUCUAUGCUGUUGGUGGGUUUGAUGGAAGCACAGGUAGGUUGCUAAACAAACAAAACUGGGUGAAUGCUGUUCAUAUCUUCGCUCUUAAACACUUUACAAGAACUGUAGAACUUCCUUUGAAUUCAGUGCUCCUGAUGCUACAUUUCAAAUCUUCUUCUUUAUAAAACAACAAAACAAAAACCUUUGUUACAACCUGUUUUAUUAUGUCUGGUGUAGUUUUCUGCAGUGGAUGGAAGAAAUUCUUGGGUGGGUUGCACUUCCCAGUCAUUUUUUUCAGUGCAUGGUUGUUGAGUAAUCACAAGUGAUGAGAACUGGGGUGGUAUUUUGAGAUACAGAUUCUCAGUGCAAAAUUAUUAGUAUUUGGUUUAGGUGUCCAGUUCCUGAUCCUGAAGUAGUCUCAACCUGCUUCCUUUCCCCUUUUUGUCUUGGAAAGAUUAAGACAAGAGUAUUGCCUGGAAAAAUUAAGUCAGGAUGGUACCUGUGACAAAGGAGGGGUUAUACUCUGCUAAAUUAAGGAUGUAGAAAACUUGCCUUAAUAUUAUUUUCAAAAAUAGGUCUUGCAUCUGUGGAAGCAUAUAACUAUAAGACCAAUGAGUGGUUUUUUGUGGCACCUAUGAACACAAGAAGAAGCAGCGUUGGAGUUGGGGUCGUGGAAGGUAAAGACAGCAAACUGCUGUAUUGGCCGCAGCAGCACAGUUAAGUGUGAUAGCCUAGCAGCAAGCACUUUUUUAAAGACAAAAAAUUAAGGCAGUUAACAUUGUCGGACUACACUGCGUGUUCCAGAAAUCAUUAUCCCAUCUUGAAUGGGAACAGGCUGAGUACAAUAGUGAUUGAGACACGCUUAGUUGUUAAGUUGUGGGGUCCCCCCCCCCCUUCUCUACUGCGUUGGGAAGUUUAUCUUAGUGUUUUGCCAUCUGGCCUGGCAGGUAUCAAGGCACUGGGAGGAGGGACAAAACCUAGUCUGUCUAGUCUGCACUGAUGCCGAGUAUGCCUCACCCAUAAAAUCACGGAAUUCUGUAAGUUUCAGCAGUGUCAAUCUCACAGUUCUGCCUAGGUCCUAAACCAGGAGUCAGGAAUAUUUUUCAGCCCAAUGCCAAGCACCACAUUCUUAUGGACUAUCUUUUUGGGGGGGGGGGCUGUAUGCUACUGGUAGGUUGGGCAAUAGAUGUGACCCUUACCUUUCCAGAUUUUUCUUCUUACACCCCCAUAUCUCUCCAUCCAGGCAAGCAAGAGGCAUUGUCACAGUUUAAGGAAAAAUUCCACCUUGACAAAUGCAUUUUAAGUGGGUGCAGAGUAGGGCUAGCAGCAGAUGUGACCCAGGAAGAGUCCUGAGGGCCAUUUAGGGUCCUUGAGGCCCUGGACCCCAGAUUCCCCCCUUCCUUACACUGGUUUUCCAUGUGCCACUCGAUAUGAUCCGCCAACCAGAGUGGCUGUGGAAACCCAGAUGGGUGGGGUAUAAAUAAUAAAAUUAUUAUUAUUCACAAUACAAAAUUUAAUGAACUGAGUGAGAGCUACUUCGUUACGCUCAAUGUGAAGAGAGCUGGAAGGACUAUCAAUGGCUUUUUUCCGUGGCUCUGUGUCUCCAUCUUGUGGGAAAUGGAUGUUUCACAUCUUCUGAAGCUGGGAGAUGUGCAAGGUUUGUCAGGAAUUUGGGGAUUUUUUCAUACUCUAUAAGUUCUGACAAUGAUUUUAAACCUUUUUUCUGUGCCCUCAGAGAAGUCAUCCCAACUAUCCUUACCUAAGUAUUUUCCCUGCUAAAUGGUUCUCUAUAUUUCACUGUGGAAGCUUGGUAUGACGCUUUUCCUAUUUCCGGAGGUUUUUUGUUGGAUUUUUAAAUACGGAUGGCCGAAAAGGCCUUCUCCCCAAAUGAAACUUUGGUAGAAAGAGCAGGGUUUUAAAGGGAUUUGCACUUGAUCAAAGAGAAGUACAUUUUCACCCGUUUUGUAACAUGGCAAAUAAUGGAACAACCUUCUGCAGCGAACUAUCCUUGAGAACAUCUCACUUAGCGAGUGUUUGUUGAUCUGAGCAUUUGGUAUACAUGAUGAAGGUCAACUGAAACAUGUUAUAUGUACAGGUAUUUAUCAAGCUAGUAGGCGGCUAUCACAAAAGGAUUGUGUAAUUGACAUGGUACAAAUGAUCAGUGAUGAAAUGUUCUGAAGUGUGAAUAUUCCCAACUGCUCCUGUUGAUGUUCAGUGCUGCAUAUUCAUUUUUUCUAGGUAAACUCUAUGCUGUUGGUGGUUACGAUGGAGCAUCACGUCAGUGCCUUAGUACUGUAGAACAGUAUAACCCAGCUACAAAUGAGUGGGCAUAUGUGUCGGAUAUGAGUACUCGCCGCAGUGGUGCAGGUAUCUUACUGUGCUGUUUUUCCUCCUUGUUUAGUUGUCACAGCUAAAUCUCUGAACAGUACCUAAGUUUGUUACAAGAGCUCUUGAAAAUAGUACCAUGUAUGUUGCCCCUUUCCUGGCAAUGUGUGAUAAGACUAAUGAUACGGUAUUGUCAUACUAUUCUCAAAUGCUAGGCCUGUAAUUGUAGUAUAAGGGCAGGCCUGUGCAGUUUGGGGGCAGGCCAGGUAGAAGAAGAAGAAGAAGAAGAGUUUGGAUUUGAUAUCCCGCCUUUCACUCCCUUUAAGGAGUCUCAAAGCGGCUAACAUUCUCCUUUCCCUUCCUCCCCCACAACAAACACUCUGUGAGGUGAGUGGGGCUGAGAGACUUCAAAGAAGUGUGACUGGCCCAAGGUCACCCAGCAGCUGCAUGUGGAGGAGCGGAGACGCGAACCCGGUUCCCCAGAUUACGAGACUACCGCUCUUAACCACUACACCACACUGGCUCUCUUGCUCCAGGCCUCAGAGGGCUAAGCUGGCUGUGGGGGCCCACCAGGGACCGGCUACUUUUCUGUUUGUGUUUAUAACUUUAUUCUAACAAGACUUCUGCCCCAGGUCUUAGGCAUUCUCUGCAAAGGCCUUUAUAAGGGUAUGAAUUGUCUUUCUGCGAGGGAUCCCAGUGUUUGGACAUGUGAGGAAAACUCCUGCAUUGAAUAUUUAGCUCACUUUUAUGAUGGGGUUGUUGAAUGAAACAGCCGCUUAGGAGUAACUUAUGCUCUGAAGCUCUCAGAGUUGCUGUCCUCUUGUUUUGCAGGUGUUGGUGUACUUAGUGGACAGCUGUAUGCUACUGGGGGACAUGAUGGCCCUUUGGUGAGGAAAAGUGUGGAAGUAUAUGAUCCUGGAACAAAUACGUGGAAACAAGUGGCAGAUAUGAAUAUGUGUAGAAGAAAUGCAGGUAUUUAUUUUGUAAUUUCCUCCAAGCAACCACAGCACACUUAUAUAUAUUGCCCUUCCAGUAUAAGCAACCUUUCAAAGAAGCUUACAGUAAUACUGAAACAAAAACAUCAAUUUUAUAAGCUGUAUCUUGCUUUUCUAGGUAUUUAAAAUUAAAUCUCCAUACUUUAUAAGACAGGAAGUCCUGAAGGUGUGUGUGUUUUAUGCAUCUGUGUCUGUAGUGAGUAACAAGGAAUAUGGAAUUUAGCAGAGGGAGUUUAUGAAUUCCAGAACCUCUGUUUUCUUUACAAGAACAUUUUCCUUGCUCUCGUGACUUCACAGAGAACAUUCAAGUAUGGAACAGAUUUUGUCAUCAGAAAGCAUAGAAAUAAAAGGGUAAUUUAUUUAUUUCAUACAACCUCCAGUGGUCAGAAGGCUGAGCCUUUUAUACCCUGCACAGCUCCUAAUCCCCUAUCCUUGCUGUUCCUGCUGCCCAGUCCUUGAAUUGUGCCCAGUGCUUUAAACAGGGUUGCAAAUGGAGCCAAUUUGGUUCAUUUUUCAUUUGUUACAAAACAAAUUCCAACAGGAAAAGGUCUUUGUUAUCUAUAUGCCAGUCGCUAGCUGCUUUGUAACUGGCAUUGCUUAGGAGUUCUGUGAAACAAGAAAAAUCAGUGUAGUUCUUAAAUCAGUGGUUAAAAUGAGUGCUGUUUUAAAAAGGUUCAUUCUGCCAUCUUGUUUCAAAAUGGUGUACAAUUGUAUCCAAAAAUAGAUGGAAACCUCCUUGAUCUCAGGAACAGUCAUGCAAAAUUUGGUUACGGUAUCUAAAGAGAUGUCCAAAUACAUAAUAAAUUCAGGGAUACUUUUUUCCAGAUGUCCUCUUGGUGCUAUCUCCAAAUAUCCCUCAUGUUAUUUUCCUCAAAUCCCUUGGAUACUGGAGUGUUCUGGGGAAGAGAAAUGGCAACUGCCUGUACGCAGGUGACAGGAAAAACAAAGUAACCCCCUAUCCCCACCAAACCCCCUCAUUGAUGUGAGUUAUGAAGUGAAUGUGAUAACAUUGAACACAUUAUGUGCUUAUUAACAAAAAUGAAUGGAAUAAUGAGUGACUUCUAUUUUUUUUGCACAUUCCUAAAUAUUAUAAAAAAUACCUCUCACCUUGCUACAAGAACAGCUUAUGAAAAUUAAUGAUAUAUUAUUUCUGAGUACAAUCAGAGUGCACAAUUUCAGUGUCGAUGGUUCAUACUUUGGGGCUCCCUGAAGGAUCUGGAGUGAAUCCAGCCUGAAUGCUAGAGUUCCUUCCCCCUCCAUGCCACAGCCAUGUAAACUUAAAAUAACACAUUUUUCCCCUCCAUAGGUGUGUGUUCAGUGAACGGUCUUCUCUAUGUGGUUGGGGGAGAUGAUGGCUCUUGCAAUUUGGCAUCUGUAGAAUACUAUAAUCCUGUCACUGAUAAAUGGACAUUAUUACCAACAAACAUGAGCACUGGAAGAAGUUAUGCAGGUAAGCAGUACAUUGAACCAGGUGGAAGCAGAAGGAUUGGCUGGAUGAAUCUGCAUUUCUCAAAUCUCUGCUGUGAUUCUUGGCAGGGUUAGCAACACUUUUUCCUGGUAGAGAAAUUUCACUCCUAAAAGGAACCUGGGCCUUUAACGUGCUACUGCUUGGCAUGUAGAAAUCCAACAGAUGGUAUUUCCCCAUUUCUGAUGUUCAUCUGGCAAAGAUGCAUCUGUUUAAAUUCUACCUGCUGUGUGGCCAUUACAGGCAAGAGAGUCUCUGGUCAGAAAAGAGUCAGUACCCCAAGUGUAUCUUGAGCUUUCUAUAAGUCCCAGUGCAGGUAAAAGGUUACUCCAAAAAUCAUCUGUAUGGUGGCCCAGCUACACCCCUAUCUGGACAGGAACAGCCUAACUGCUGUUGUGUAUGCUCUGGUAACCUCUAGGUUAUAUUAUUGCAACAUGUUAUACAUAGGACUGGCUCUGAAGAUGGUUUGGAAACUUUAACUAGCACAGGAUUUGGUGACCAGGUUGCUCACAGGGGCAAGACAGUUUCAGCAUAUUACACCAAUUCUGGCCUGACUCCACUGGCUGCCAAUUGGUUUCCAGGCCUAGUUUUGCUGAAUUUGACCUUUAAAGCCUUAAAUGGCACAGUACCAAAAUACCUCAAGGACUGCCUCUCUCCUUAUGAACCUCCCAGACUCUAAGAUCAUCCUCUGAGGCCCUUCUUUGUGUGCCUCCUUCACAAGAGGUCUGGAGAGUGGCAGCAAGAGAACAGGCCUUUUCAUCAGUGGCUCCCCAUUUGUGGAAUGUUCUGCCCAGGGAGGCUCGCCUGAUGCCUUCAUUAUAUACCUAUAGGUGGCAGGUAAAAAUGUUUCUCUUCAACCGAGCCUUGGGCUGAUUGACAUACAGUGCCCUUUUAAAUGUGCUGUGGGAGGGGGGAUUAUUGGUUUCUUUUUCUUAUUUUUACUAUGUAUUGUGGUUUUGUGUAAUUUUAUGUUGUGAACCACCGUGAGAUCUGUGGAUCAAGGGCGGUAUAUAAAUUUAAUGCAUGUGUACCUUCUUCCCUUGUAGGUGUAGCUGUGAUCCAUAAACCAUUGUGACACAUGUUCAAGUGACUGCAAAGACAAGAAAUAAUGACCAUCUUGCUUGGUGGGUUUUGGAAGAUACUGAAAUCUGACUCUUAACUGCCACACUAAUAUUGCACUCCUAGCAUGACAAGUAUGUGCUAAAACCAUCAACCUCUGCUCAGCAAUGGGCAGUGCAGCAACGUGAAAAGUCUUGCUGUGAACAUGUUCCAGAAAUGAGAUGUUGCUUGUUUUUCUUGGUGCAAUCUGCUGUUUUAUGUACAGCCAAGACUUGAGUUUGAACUGAAUUUCUCAAGAGCAAGGAAAUGUAUCUCUAUGGCAUGUAACCAGGAGAAAGGGUAUUUUGGAAUACUUCACUACUGAAGUAGCAUAUACACUAUAAUAUGUUCUAUUUACUUACCAAACCUUUUAGACAAAUCUACUACUGAGACUGGAAUUUUUGAAACAACCCUCGAAAGGAAACCAGACCUGAAUAAAUAAGACUGGGAGCUCUAGCUCAUAUGGUAUAUUGCCCCCAUCAUAUGUACAUACACUAGUUGACUACUGUAAAUGUGUUAUUUAGGACACUGGAUGUGUACAUUGUAUGAAUUUUAUCCUAGAUGUAGAACUGCAAUUUUCAAACCUAUUUUGUAUAUGUGGUCGGAUGAGCCAAGCAGCGUCUUUCUCUAGGGUAAAAGCAUACGUAAACUACCCAAAGACUAGUAACCGCACUAAAAUGUAAGGUUCUAGAGGCGGGCUGGUGGUGGUGGGGAAGGUAUUGCUAUUUCAAAAUUAAUUCUGACCACAGUUGACAUUGAAAGGGGUGGGGAGUCAUAACAUGGUGUCGCCUUGACUAUUGCCAACAAUUCAGAAAACCCAAACUGCACCUGCUUUUUAAAGGGCAUCUGGGUACCAUGGAAGAGUAUUUUAAAUUCAUCAACUAUGGUUGUCACCAGAUUUCCAGGGUGGUGGUGGGAUUCAGUAGUGGAUUCCAGGGUUACAGCCAGGUUUGUAGAGCUGCAUCCAGCACUGUGACUUGUAGGAUGAUACUGUACAUGGAUGAUAUUGUCAUGAGCAAGGGCUGAGAGUAGCAGGGAAGCCCAUCUGAGCAAAUGGGACUUCUGAAUAACAAACUGGGUGGUCAGCCAGAAUAAUAAUCUAGUAAAUGCUAGCCAAGUUUAGAUUAGAACUUCACCCAUCCCUAUAUACCUCUUGCAUUUGGCCAAAUACCACAAGUUGCCCAAGAUUUAAAAACCUUUAAGUGUCUUAAUGCUUCCAUCAUGUAGUUGGUUAAAGCUGCAGUGCUGUGCAUAAUCACCUUGGAGUAAGCUCUGUUGAACUUAGUGGAGCUUACUUUUGAGUAGACAUGUAUAGGAUUGCACGGUAAUUCUUCCAGCCAUUUUUCCUAACUGCUGACCUUUCAAAUAUUCACUAUGUUUUCCUUAUUAUAGCUGUGUACUGAAGUUACUCAAACUUUUAAGCAUUUAGUCCAAAAGGGAGAGAGAAGUGAUUUGGGGGAAAUAAGAAAAGCUGGGUCUAGCUAAUUGGCUCAACUCAAAUCUAAAAACCUCCAAGCUUCUGUUAUAUUCACUGUCAUCAUCCAACUGAGAAUUAUUUUGUUCCUAGAAAGUUUGUGUUCUUGUAACUUCCAGCUCUUCUGAGAUGUGUAAUGCUAAGGAAAGCAGCCACAAAAGAUUAACAAGGAAGUAUAUCCUUCCUUUCUCUUCCAACCCCUUACUACGUGCAUUUUAAAGGUGGGGUGUGUGUGUGUGUGUGUGUGUGUGUGUGUGUGUUUCCCCAAGAGCACUUAACUUAUUUCUUAUGUAGAUAGACAGCUUUUUUAUCACUUGCCAAAUAUCAAGAGUGAAGUAGAAUAUAUAACUGAACUUGCUUUGAACAAGCGUUAAUAAGGUAAGAUUCUAUUAUUUUUGACAAGGGCUUUCAUCCCUUAAUUGGAUAUAAAAACAAAACAAUUUCCUUAAAAGAGUCUCAGUGCUACAUCUUAUGAUACCUUUUGUACUCUGGCACAGAAACUGUAGUACAAAAUACACCUGAAGAAUGCACAUACAGGGUGCCUAAUCGCUCUUCAAAACACAAGUGAGCCUGGUUGUUGCUUGCUCAACACUUGAGUAUUUUAAAGAGGAACAUGGCAGUUUCUACAUGUGUUUCACCCUUUGUAUUUCCGAGAAUGCAGCCAGCAGCCAAUGAAUUGCUUCCAGGGUUGGGGUAGGAAAUCUCUUUUCAGGACCUGUUUAUGCAUUAUUCUUUCUGUGUGGAGGAUAUUAGUCUGCUACAUAUAGCCCCUGGUCUCUCUCUGUAUGAGUUCUGGGCUGCAGCUCUAAUGCUUUGCAUUGUUUAUACUUCUCUAGUGUGGAGAAUCUCCAUUUUGUUGCUUUGAAUGUCUUGAGAGCACUGUGGAGAUUCUCCACAGGAUAGCAGCAGUCUUUAGGGCCCCACAGCCCUAUAUCUACUUACCUGGGAUUAAUCUCCAUUGAAUUCAGUGGAACUUACUUCUGAAUAGACAUGUAAAGGAUUGCAUUGUUCAAUCACAAUAGCAGAUGUGAAUCAUUCAAUAGGCAGAAGAUUAUUCCGUCAACCUCCACAUGAAGAAAUGCAAUGUGUAAACCACUUAAGACCAUUUAAAUACUAUGAAAUCUUGCCCUCUCAUAUUGGUUGAAGGAUCAUUUAAACACUAAGAAUACACCCUUACCUCAUGUGAUGAAUCAGUUGUCAGACACAGAUAUACAUGUACUGAACAUGAAUGGAUUUUUCUGUUCCAUUCACCACCAAAACUGUAUGCCAGUCAUAUAUAUCCCUUGACAGGCAGUGAAUUUUUGAGUUAACCUGAUCUAUGAUUCAUUCCGAAAUGGCACCUAUGUCCAUAUAACAUCUGGAGAAAUUACAAAAAAAUAAUAAUGGUGUACUGAGUGUUCAUAAAUAGUCAGGACCAUAAAUGGCCUUGCUCUCAGUCACUUACCCACUAGCAAAUGGUAUAUGUCACUUCUGUGUGUAAACUUGCAGUUAGUGCAAGUCAAGUGACCUCAUUUUCCAGCUAUGCAAUAUUAUUGCUACAUAAUAAACCAGCUGCAAUAGUCCCUUUAAAGCGCAUUUGAAAUAUCUCGCAUUGUGUGUGCAUUUUUAAUAUUUGUACUGUGCCGAUAAUCUGAGCCAGAUCCUUUCAAAGGUUGCCUUUUUAUAGGGCUUGAAAAUAAUAGCUUUAGAGCUUGCAAAUUUUAAUGCAGCUAUUUUUGUAAGAUAAUUCUGAAGAGUUCUUGGAUCUCCUUUGAUUUUGGUGGCAUUAUGAUUAGUGUCUAAUCCUUACACCAUGGGCCCAGUUCUCAUCAGCCAUUUGUGUAUGGUGUCUUGUAUAUUUUUGCUUGAAAAAGGGAAAAUCCUUUGGCUUCUCUUGAUUUUAUGAAAAGGACACUUCUGGACUUCAUGUUAAUUAACAGUGUAUUGUUUCUUCCAUGAUUAGUAACAUCAUAAAUUGCUGGAUUUAUAAGAAAACAAUUGAAUUUAUUUUUUUGAACUUUGAGUUGUGAUUCACUUUCUGUACUGUUGGGCUGGACAAACAGUUCACAAAGUAUUUGUGUACUAAUACUGCUGUAUUUCUCUCUCUCUGUGUGUGUCUUGCUCAUACCUGAACAUAAUGUUCUGAAGCUAAAUGUUAAAAGUCAGAAUAAUGGUAAUAGGUUUGGUUGUCCUUUAACUCCUUUUACAGGUUUUCCUCGGACACUGUUUGGAGAUACCCAAAAUUCAUAAAUCUGUUUCUACAAAUAGUCUUUGAUUAAAUUGUUGGGCAAUCUUUUAUCCAGAAGCUGGCUUAUCAGGUUGUGAUGAAAUAAGAUGAUGACCUUCCAUAAGAGUUGUGUGUAGGCCCAAAACCUGGGUGCAUCCAUGCUCUGCAUGUGACGACAAAUGCUUUGCAGACAUCCUUUCCCAGAAACUCCCAUCACAGAACUCCCACAUGCACUUAAAUUCUUAAGAAGUAAUUUGGCAUGACAUCAAAGGGAAACUGCUAGUAUGCCUGUGGUACCCCCUCCCCAUCUUUCUCAUUUAAAUUGCUUUUGUAGCAUAUCUUCAGUCUCAAAAAUUAAAGGAGUUUUCCAGACAGUCAGCUUUUGGAUAUAGCCAAAAGCAUUAUCUUCAGGGGUAUUCAGCACUGCACUGUUUCUACAAAAAUCUGAAAUGAAGCUAUUUUUAUUGCCCCAGUCUUUUAGCACUGUUUGAAUUUUGUGUGGAAGUUUGCCCGAGUAAUUCAUUUCAACUGGAUCCUAUUUUAUAUUUAACUGUGACUGUGGCUAGCAUUGCACAACUAAGCCACAAAAACUGAAGUUUUACUUUUUGCACUAUUUGUACACCAAUGACUUAAAAUACUCUGUUUUAGGAAGCUUAUCAACCGAGCAGCUAUAUUUGUCCAAAAGCUUAUUAGCUCAUUCUCCCUAUUAACUCAUAGGACAAAUAGAUAGAAUAAUACAGUGUAAUUAAAGUUGAUUCACAUUUGAAGCAUCUGGAAUGAUAUGAAAUUUUGAAUUUUCUUAAAUGGCACUGUUUAAAUAUAGCCAUUCUGUUACAUUGCCAUGCCAUUCAUAGGCUUUAUUUAAUAGUAAAAGGGAAUAGCCUGUCAACCCUAUAAGAAUGGUAGCUUUGCCAAAAUGUUCCAUUGCUGAAAAAUAUAGUGGCGACAUUUUAUAUGCAGUGUGAAACCAUGGUUUGGUGUCAUGUGUAUGAGCAAGCUUAGCUUCAAGAUAUGUACAUGUAUUUCUCUCCUUGUUUGGCAUAGUUUCUAAACUGACUUCCAUAAACUGACUUCCCAGUCUCAAGACACAGCUUGAUCCCGGUUUAUGGGCAAACUGUAGCCCUGCUCAGGUGUUAUGCCUAAACAGGAAACGUCCACUCAUGUAGGAGACACAAGGUCACAUGCUGUCCUGGUCCUUCUUGCUCAGUCUUCAGCCUUCCUGUGUUUAUCAGGAAAGGUCUGAAAGGGGCUUUUACCAGCAUUUCUUUGAAUACAAAUAGAAACCCCCUCAUGGUUCCUGAUUGCACAGAGGUUUCUACUUCUGCUCAAGUCAGUAGUGGUAAAAGGGUUCAGAUAAACAGGAAGAUCAGUAACAGGGAGUGUGGAGAAGAUGCACACAGGGACAUUGGGGAGUGUGGGGCAUGCACAGCCCUGUGUCUCCUACAUGGAUGAUGAUAUCCUGUUCAGGGUUGAGCAAGACUUAUGUUUGAAGCAUAUCCUAGUUUGCCAUGUUUGGAUACUAUGACAACUGGAAGCCGGUAAGGGUGAAAUCCCAUUGGGUGAUGCUUUUCUGACAGCUGGCUAGCCAGCGCUAGUAAGACUGGCUGGAGAUCUUGUCCAAGGCACUUGGUUCUGGCAGGCUUGGUGUUCUGGCACUCCCUCUACAUACUGGGGCUGACCAUGCAAGGGGAAGAGGGACCCUGCAAGCCCCAGGGACGGUUUUGCUCAUGCACGCAAUACCAAACUACGGUGGAAUGAGCUCAUUGUUUGAUUAAUAUAUUGUGGGCAUAAGAAUACAGUAAACCUUUUUUCAUGAGAUCCUAAAUUAUUUUAUUUUCUUGUACAGUAGUGAUAAUGCUAAGAAGUUUAAUUUGUAAAUAUAUUGUAUAAAAUAUGUUUUAAGGCUAACAGAAGAUUGUAACAGCGUUCACCUUGAAUGCACAGUUUUUUUUAAAAAAAAUAAUAAAAUAGACUGAGAAAAUGUAGCUGUGAUCCAUAUACAAAUUAAUUCAACAUGCUAAUAUUUCUUAGGUUUUACAGCCCACUCCUGUGCACGCUUACUCAAAAGCAAGUCCCACAUUGUUCAUUGGAACUUAUUUGAAAGUAAAUGUAUGUAGGAUUGCAGCCUUAGUUAAGAUCAUACUGCACAUUACAUCCAUUGGUUAGUUCCUUAUAAUUGCUGGUUACUGCCAUGGGACCAACUGGUUUGUGAUGCAAUUCUGUUUCUUUUCAGAAGCAAAACCUAGAAUUUAAACUCCACAAAAAUGUUAACAACAAAAGGUCAAAUCUGUUCUCAAGGACAUUGAAUUUUGGUGGAAUAAAGUUGAGCAAAUGAAAUUGAUCUUGUGUUUAUUCUGAUUCUGCCAAUGUUUUGGAGUUACAGUGAAUGGAAACGUAGGACCAAAAUAAUAGAACUAUAGAAUUAUUAAAGUUCAUUGUCAAUAAUCCUAAUUAUUUUCUGCAUGUGUACACCAAGAGGUCAAAACCUGCAUGUAUCUAAGCAGGCAAUGGAUAGUCACUUGAAAAAAAUCCUGAGAUUAUUGAUGCACUGCUUAUCACAUGAUAUGGGCAAAUUAUUUUACUUGGAAAGAAAAAUCUGUUGAAGAUUUUUGCUGUAGUUGACAAUCACAGGCCUGCUGUACCCCUCUUUGUUAAAUUUGUGUCUCGCUUUCCC